GUUUCUUCCAGAACACCAAAACUGGCGCUGGAUCAGCUUUUUAAAAGACACGAACUUUGUGAGGAAGUUUAAGUGAAGAUGCACAAAACAUGGAUACUCAACAAGACUCCCUAGAAGGUAAAUGAUUUGUUUUGCCACGAAUUAUCGAUUAAUUUUCGUAACGUAGUUUUACAACAAAAACGACGAAUGACUGCUGUGUUGGUAGUACGUACGUUAGCCAAUGUUAGCUAUGCAUUAUAGCUACUAUGCUAGCUUUAGUUUUCCUUCUGAAGCUUAUUUUCGGAGAUUUCACUUAUAAUGUUCUGCAAAGAGAGAUAUGAAGUCAGUCUGCCAUGUGAUUUCAGUCACGCUGAAUACAGCUCUAAACACACCAGUCUGUAUCUUGGUUAAACUAGCUAAGCCAUGACUGUGAACUGUAUGAGUACUAAUGUUUGCAGUCCUCUAGAUAUUGGAUACUGUUUUUAGCACUCAUUUCUUGAACAAAUACUGGAGCAUAAGUAAAAAACAAUAAAUCAUCAACUGAGCAGUUUGAGUUGAGGUAUUUUUGCAUAAAAACUUACUUUAGUGAUAAGUCAUCAAAACACAUGGGGAUAAUAUUAGGUUGGUUUACAUAUUGAGUAAUGGUUUUAGUCCAGCAAAUGUUCAGUAAGUUUGUGUUCUUUUCUCUGCACCGCUGCUUAAGGAGGUCCAAAGUCUUAAACUCUGGUAAAACUUUUAAUGUGGGUAGAGUUUGAGCACCAUGGUAAUAUUUCUGGGGAAGUUUUACUGAUUGUCUCCCUAAAAUUCUCUUCCAGGAGCUGGUCAGACAGCGUGGAUUCUCCAGAAAGCUCAAGUGGCGCUGGCGGUGUUGAUAAUAAAGAACAGGCCCGAGGGUAUGAGUGGCAGAGAGCACGCUGAGGCUUUGGGCUGCAAGCUGAGGAGUCAGGAUGAAAGCUGGAAGAAAAAAGCCCAGGAGCUGCAGCAGGAGGUGCUGAGGCUGCGACAGGAAUCACUGAUCACCAGAGUGACGUCCAACACAAAGAGCUCCACAGAGACUGCAGGUGAGCCUCUGUUAUCCGUGUGUGCAGGUAACCUGUGGAGGAGGAAAAGCGGUUAAAAGGAGUCACCUUACACUUUAAAAACAGUAAAAAGGGCAUCUAAAAGCAUCUGAAGUUAAAGCAUGGCAGAGUAACACAAAUGAAUAGUAACAUCAGAAUUUAAAUGUUAUAUUUGUUUAAAGACAGAGCAGCAAACAGUCACAUUCACUUUCCUGGAGCAGUGAAAUUUCAUUUAAAACAACUUUAAUAAUUAACUGAAUAGCUGCUAAUUUAUUUGGUGUCUCUGCAGCAGAUGAUCCGCUGACUGUACUGACUGAUUUAAGAUGCAGCUGUUCAAGUAUUUUGACUACAGCUGGUAGAGCAGGUGGCUUAUGCACAAAGCUCUAAUGCACAGGUUGUUGGGUCGACUCUGUCCUGUGACAGUUUGGUGCAUGUCGUCCCCCACUCUAUUCCACUCUCCUCAGCUGUUUUAACGCUUUAAAAUUAGCUCUGCAACUUCUGCAACCUCAAUCUCGACAUGUCUUUAACAGUGAAAUGAUUUAUAAGGAAGUAUUUAAAGAAAGAUUUUUACUAUUAGAAAGAAAACCAAACAUAUUCUCUUUAAAAAUUGCCCUCCUUAUGUCUUUUAUUGCUCAUUAACACAAAAGGUGCACACCGUAAUGUCAGUACUUUAUUAUUUAGGGGCAGCACUCAAUAAAAAUCGUGCUGGUUCCUAAAAUUAGAGAGUAUCAGUCUGAAAAGUGGAACGGUUGUGGCAGCCACUUUGUUUGAUUGUGCUUCGAGUCAGAGUUGUCGGGGAAAACUUUGGUAUUUAUCAUAUAAAUGUUAGUUUCACCCUUGAAGAGUCAAAGUUUGAGAUUAAUUCAUGCAGUGACCUACUCUGUGGCUGUUUUUAACACGGGAAGGUGAGCUGCUGUUAAAACAGAGCAGACACUUUAUAAAGAUAGGGAAGCACACGGUGUGCCUCUCCUCAUGUCUUUAGUGCAGGCAGAGGAUAUCUCAAGGACGGGAACAUCCUGACACGAGUCCUCCGAGGAGCUCAGACAGCGAGCGGGCUGUCCUGACGUUAUCUCACACGCUGCUAAUGAUCACCUGCUGCACACUGCUACUGAGAGAGAGAGAGGAGAGGGAGAAAGAGAGAGAGAGAGAAAGAGAGGGAAGGAAGGAGAAAGGGGGUUAUCAUUUCAUCCUUUUGACCUUCUUAGGGUGGAUUCAAAAUGCAAGGCCAAUUGAAACAUUUGCAGAAAAAUAUUACCCUGUUUACAGUAGCUAAUUUCUUCUUAUUAUUAUUACCAUAUUUUGUACUGUAUUAUCUGAUUUAUUCAAGUACUCAGUCACAAACUAGUGUUAAUAGCACAUUUUGCUUCCUUUCAGUCCCCUUUUCCACAAGAAUCAGAGCCCGACAUAAAUGAUGUCAAGCUCACAGUCUGAAGCACACGGUAAAACAAGUAAAAAGUGCUUGUGUAACCACAUUUUACUCGCCAAGUGUGGCAGAAUCUGGGUGCUAAGUGAAGCCCGGGGCACGCUUAUGUUGGAAUAAGCCCUUUGAUUAUUCACAGGUACGACCUGAGCAUAGCAUGACUUAAACUGAUCAGUGGGUCUGCUUUCAUAUUCUUUAAAAGUCAGGUGUACCUGCAAGCAAGCACAGUGGUAUUUACACAGUAGAUCUCAGCCUUUCCACUCAAGUACACCCAGCUCCAGCAAACACUUUAAACGUCUUUCCUUCCACCAGGCCCUUAAAGUGUAGAAAACACACACAGGUCACUGCAUGUUUGAUGUUAUAUCUACUCUGGAUAGUGGAAACUAGAGUGACUUUCCAAACUAACAGAUACACACAUGUAUUAUUAACUCUUUUAGUUAUUUAAAACUUGCCUCACCCAGGCAGAGUUGGACAGGAUCCACUCAUGCUUUACAUUCCAGAAAAAAGUUGGAUCACAUUGUUGUAUUCUGUCGUUUUCUUUUCCGCUAGCACACCUAGAGGUGUUAACAUUGGGACAAGUUUUCUUGCUGUUUAUACAACGUCAGUGCUGGGUGUAAAAAUGACCGUAGGGCGUUUGGUAAAAAUAAUAAAUGAUACUUGCUCUGCACACCAGGUGUAUGAUGGAGCUCUUUGUCUUAAUGACAAAGCGAAUACAAACAAUCCAAAAAUAAGGGUGCACUGGGUAGAGCUGGGGCGAUAAUAUAGAAUUCCAGUCACAGUUUUGGCUCCCUGAGAUUAUGAAAACAAGAAAACAGAGAUUCAAAGAUUACUGUUCUGUCUGCCAAGUUUGGGGGCACCAAGACGCUGUAGAUGUUGCAGUGAAGAAUGUGUUCAUUGGGGACUUUUGUAUCUUCAAGAAGUUUUAUAACAGUGGUAAAAAACUUUCAUGCAGUCGGGGGGAGGGGGAUGUAAGAGGAUGCCAGGAAGAGGAAAAGGGACAGGUGUUAGUAAAGUUAAGGGACAGAGUUAGCACAUGGAGAGAAAGGUUGUUGGGACGGGAUCCCACUGGAUCCGCAACGGCAGGCGGAUCAGAUAUGCAAGCAUACAGCGCCCGCCGGAUCCGAUCUGCUGCUGCCAUCCGAGGAGAAGCGCUCGUGAGAUUACCGAUAUUUCCCAUGAGACUGGACGAGAACUUGUGUGUUUCCCCGGGAGUCAUAGAAUGAGAUCUGCCGAUCAGUUUACAUGAACGGUGGUGUAUAUAAAUGCCCACAUCCCACGUCCUUGACUCUCCUGUUAUCAUGUUAAAGAACAGUUCAAUGUAUUGACUAUUGGCUGUGUGAUAAUGGAAAAGAAAUCUUUCGUAAUCUCUGAAUACGAGAGCUGUUAGCUAGCUAGUGGUGCUGGAGUGGAGUCUGAAUUGGAUCCAAUGUUUGUUUUUUUUGCUAAUAUGAGAUCGAUAUCCAAUGUCAAUAUCAGGUGGGGACACUAGGCCUGGGUGAUUUGGCAAAAAAAAUGAUCACGAUGUAUUUUGUCAUAUUGUCCGAUCUUGAUACAACAAAUUCCCAAGACCCAAAAUCACCCCCUCAGAGAUGAUGAAGACGCCUUAAAAUGUAAACAUAGAUGAUAGAUUGACUGCUGCGUUGGUCUGGUGGCUGCACCACUAAAUGUGGCUAAAUUGCUAAUGCUACUCGUGCCGUCAGCAGUGACAGACUGUGCAGACUCCGCUCGCAUUUUCAUGCCUUCCACAUAAUCACUCGGGAAGUACUUCUUCAAAUGAUUAAAACAGAUCUGUUGUGUAGCCGGUUUUUGAGGGCACUGAUCGCCGACAUACCUUGCGCACCAGCUUCAUUGCUCGACGUCACUUUGGAGAUACCGGAACCACCGCCACACAACCGAUAAUAACUUCUCAACAAUAACAUCUUCGGUGGAUGACUCAAAGUCAUGGCUGACAUCUAUCUUGCUGCCCUCAGCUCCACGUUUAGCUCCACGUUUGGUCAUUCGGUUUACUUCUCCGACAACUUACAGAAGUGAAGAGGAAAAGCUCGACUCUGAUUGGCUGUUGUGACACACUCUUCCGCUAUGUUUGGUCGAGUAAAUAUGCUCUCAGUUAUGCUCUCAGUUAUACUCUAGUUAUACUCGUUCUGUCCCUUUGCUUUUCAGAUACACACACAGAUAUACCUGCACUCUUUCCUCCUCCUGCUCCUCUCCCUGCUCUUCUUUCUCUCCUCCUGCUUUCUCCUGUCGUGCAUGUAGAAUGUUUAUCUGGUAAGUUUGAUAGAGCAGGUUAGAUGUCAGGGGAAAGAUGGUUAACAUCAGAUUAUAUUGCACACAGUUUGUAUAUCCAUAUUAGAGUUCAAAUUUGUACUCUUAACCGUGUGGCCUGAAGACUGGAGAGAUCUAUAUAGUCCAGUUUACUGUAUUUAUUGUGGUAUAGUGACCUCUGUGGGAAACCUGUCUCCUGCUUUAGUAGACAUCAUAUUAAUGAUGGGCACAAAAUGCAGAUCAAUCUGUCUAUAUAACUCCUAUUCAGGGGUUCAUUUCUCUGAGAGGGACCUGCUGCUGUCUGCUUCCUGCCAAAUCUCCCCAACUGGUUUUAAAUUAUGUUGUCAUCUAAAUCUCAGGAGCAGGUUUCCAGUUAGCCGGCAGAGAAUUUUUCAUUUCGAAACACAAAACACACAGAGUUAUAAACAGUGAAGCCUUUAUGGCUGCAUUUGCUUCAAGGUAAGUACUCGUCCUCCUAAAUCUGAAACCUGGAGGGCCGAGGGGAGACGUUCAGGAGCACAAGGUAAGGAAAUAAUGACCAAGGUCCACCUGUUUAGAGAGUUAUGAGCUGCAGCCUCUGUUAUUAUGAUUUUAGGAGCCCACUGGGAGGUUUUAGGGACUUGAAAUACAACAAAGCAUCAUGGUCCCUCCUGAAAGCGGAUAAAUAUUUCCCAACUUUCACAUACGCUUGUUUAAACCAGGUUUAACGCCUACUUUAAAUGUAAAUAUGUGUGAAAAUACAGGUUUUCAUCCUCAGCCUGAACUUUACCUUACUGUUUUCUGAGUGAAACAUUGGGAUAGUUCCCCGGUUGUGAUAUGGGUGAUGAUAUAAAUGUUACCAAAUCAAACUGACAUGUUUACGAGUUUCAAGGUUGGUUGGAAAAUUCCCAGUUAUUACCUCUGGGAUCAUAUUGAACAUAUUUCACUGUAAUUAAAACUACUAUAAUGCUCACGCUUUAAUUAUGAUUAUCAGUAUGGACGAUCAGUCAUGUGGUAUAGGGUUUUUGCUCUCCUUCCAAUAAUAAUUAAUAAAUGCUUCCUGUCGUUUUUCCAUCAAUGCACAUAUUUCUUGGCGCUCAUUUAUAGCGGAGGUCUUUUCUUAUUUCUUUUCUCAUCCUCAUGUCACUGUGUUCUUAUUAUUCUGUUCAUUGGUAGCGAAACAGGCACACAGGAAUUUGUUAAGAAUCUUAUCAAGGUUGUCCCCUGGAAUUUGUUUGGACUAAUCAAUGAAAAAGACCUCCAGUUCAGCCUGUAAUUUACAAACCAAAAUGCGGAUUUGUUGUUCUGAAGGUGCGUGAGGAUCUCCUCCAGUAUUCUUUCUUUCAAUAUCAAACAGACCCAGUGUUUAAAAGACGGGGAAUUAAUCAGAUUUACUCUUCUUACAUGCUCUGUUUUCAGAGUUGCUAAGGAUGCACAAUACAGAAAAAAACAGGAAAAUGUGGAAAUGCAAGCCAGAUUUAAAAAAAAAAAGUGUGUUUUCAAUGCACGUUCAUUGACGCUAAAACAUACAUCUUUAUUUUGUUGCCUUAAAGAAGUGCUCUUAAUUGCUCAUUCUCUGCUUUCCAUAGAAAUAUUAUGUGAAAGCGUUGAAUGUCAUUAACAAAGGUGGGAAAAGUUCCAAAUUGUGUGUUGGAGUAAUUCCAGGAUGAGACAGCAGGCUGCUAUGAACAGCUUGUUUAAAAAGUCACACAAGGACUAGGCGAGACGUCGUAACAUCAACAAUUACUGAAUCCCAAUUAGAGCACAUAGUAAACACAGCACUUCCCAAACAGUAUGUCUGCCCCGCUCUUCAUGUCUGGGGACUUUUCGUCACUGUCUAAACUUUAUGGGUCAAAUUUUAGGCCCAAAACAAACCACCAUAGUUCAUAUGCUGCUUUCCAGUUACCCCGGAAGUCAGAGCUGGAAAUGACGUUACACCCAGGUUGACGGCGUUCCAGUAAACAAGUCGGAAAACCAAGAUGGAUGCCUACAUUUAGCCGUUGUUAACAAUUGUCAGCUGCUGUUAGUUGAUGUUAGCUAUAACAGUUGUAAACACCGCAUAACACAGUAUUUUGCUUUUACAAACACCAUAGCACCGGGUUCACAGUUAGAGGUUGGGCAGUACAACAUAAACCACUUAUUUAAUGUCACAAAAACAAAACAAGUGCUAAAAAAUAAUACAUGACGAGCUUUCACUGUUACUCUUUACUGUUGAUGCACUGGGCUGCCAUCUUGGAUUAUGAAGAUAUUGUCAAGUCGGGGUUGGUGAGGAUCCUCUGACUUUUGGCUUCGACUUCAUAGGGUUGUUCCAGGUGAAUUUCCGACUCAGAGCUUGGAAAUUCCGACUUCCGAGUAUGACUGGAAGGCAGCAAUAAUAUGUCAUUUUAAACACUGAAACACCGUUUAACUCAAAAGUGACAACUUUGUCGCAUGGCAACAGGAGUGGAGGGUUCUGGAGUGCUUUACAAUCCUUAAAAGAGCCAGCAACUGAAAUUUAGUCUGGACCACUUUCAUUAAAGGAAUUAAUUAUAAGCAUGCAGUUGCUAUAUUUGGCAUUGUGGCUCUGUUCGGAGAGCUUCCUGCCCCCCCACUUCACUCGUGCAUCCUUGGUAUUAACUUGUUCACAUCAGCAGUUCCUCCAAAGUAAAACAAGCAGAAGAAUUACGAGAGCGACUGACACGAUUAACUUGCACACUGCAAACUUAAUCAGCAAUUACUGAUGAUUGCCUCACAAUGACAACGUGCGAUUCUGCAUAUAAUCUUGCAGGUCAGGACGACUCGACGGAUGUUUCUCAGGAUCUGUUCGGUCCAGCAAAUGCAGCCAGCUGCUCAGACCUCCAGUCAGACUCAGAGACCCCUGACUUCUUGCUACAGGACCCUGAACCCGUCCCCGGUCCCCUUCAGCCUCCAGACCCCUCCAGUCUUCAGGCAGCUCCUCCGAGCAGAUCUGCUCUUCCUCAUGUGCACUUCCUUCAAUCUCUGUGUGCUCUGCAGCGAGUGGGAACAAACAGCAGAGGUCUGGAGCCUCUCUGGUUCUGCUCCGACAGCGAUGCCGGGUCAGUGCUCAUGGACUCAGUGUGCCAGCUCCUUGACUCGGUGGUGUCGGCCUGUAGGGACCCCCCUCUGCUGGGACCUGAUGACCUGGUCCUGCAGGGCUGUCAGGUGGUGGCCAAAGCGAUGGACCUGUUCUGUUCUCAGCAGCUGCCGUCUGCGGAGUUCAAGAGACGGGUGGAGGAAUCGCUGAAGGAGCUGACGAGGAUGCUGCUGCACGGUCAUCAGCUCAGGAAGGUGGGUGAAUUCAUGCCAGAGCUGUUUGCACAUUGCAUUGUACGAGUGUACCGAAUGCUCUGACCUCCAUAUGUGAAACAACUCAGCCAGCUCUUUUGAACUUGAGCACAGCUGUUGAAAGGUUUUCAUUUGUGGUAGAAAGCAAGCCUCUAAACUAAAAUGCUGCUUUAUUUUUACCUGUUGACACUUAAUUGGCCCAAAAGUUGAAAAAGUCAGGAAUAAAACUGAAUGAAAAAUGACAAAUUACCGAUUAACACAUCAAAACCUCUGCGAGAUUUGCAUAAAGAGAAAACAAAUGGCUCCCUUCUUCAUGUUGAAGGUUUAAGGACAAAUAUAAAUGAACCCAAAAGUAGAAGCAGACAGUCAGAUACUCAUUUUAGCUUUGGUUGAGAUAAUCUCACUCCAUCCUGAUUCACACUCGUGAUCCCUGCAGGAUGAACUCACCUUGUUUGUGGUGUGAUAUAAAUAAGAGUGGCAGCAAUUAAAUCCAUAAGAAAUAAGAAGAAACACCCUUAUUUCCUGUGAGUGUCAUUAAACAUUCAUUUAUUUUAUUUAAUAAAGACAGGGCGGCAUUAUUGGAGUUUAUGUGUACUCACUUUAAUGUAUUCAGCUUGUAGGCAAAUGUUCAAACGGAUCAUUUUCUUUUAACAACCAAACAGACCGUUUGACUGCAGUAAAAUGGGUCAAAUACAUUUCUGCAUUAAUGUUGUUUUGAUUGUAGAGCAGCUGCGAAUAUGAUGAAAAAUCGCUAAGGCUGCUUUUAAUAAACAUUUUCAGUCUACUUAUGUUCCCUCCAAUCAGCUGUUUAUCCUGUGAGAUUAAUUUAAAAUUAAUGUACUCAAAAUUCAGCCAACCACAGAGCAGCUCACAGCCCACAGAGAUUCAGCUAAGUCUGAUACAAACAGCUUCACACUGUUGAGGCUAAUACCUUAUGGCAUCAUCGCACAGCAGGUCUGUUGGGCCCUGUGGUGGAAUAAUGUGCGCAAAUCUUCAGAAACAAGGAUUCAGUCCGCUUUGUUUCAAGGUCUCUAGUUUAUAAGACCUGGUUUAUGGGUGCAUGGAUAGUGCUAGUCCUUUCAGAGUAAGGCUAAUGUCAGCUUUGACGAUCAGGUGUCUGCUGAUUUUUAGGUCAAACCAGGCAGGAACCUCAUGUAGGAAAAAGGGAAGUACACUUCCUUGGCUGGCCACUUGAGGCAGUCUCACACAGCUCAAAAACUCUCAUCAAAUCCUCCGAUAAAGUGCCCAUUGUUGCAGUACUUUUGCUCUGUAAUGCUUACUUUUUUACUCUCAUGUAAGGAUUUGUUUGUCAGCCAGUUCAGUCACUGAGGGUCCACCUAAAAGUAAAGUUUCAGAUUUUUUUCCCCCACCAAACUUGAGUUAUAGUUUUGAUCCAUUUUUCUUUUCUUUCAUAAAAAAUAACGCCAAAUGACAAAGAAAUGACUCUGGACAAGUUUUUAGCCCCUGAGCGAUUAGCUGACCUUUAUAGUCACCAGUGAAGGAGGCUGUUUGGAGGCAGACUUUUGCAGAGCCCUGUGAUAGUUUAUGAAAUGCACCAUCAAACCCAUGCAAGGCUGCACGGAUAGACUGAACUGUGUAUUUGUUGUAGUGAAAUAAAACCACAUACCCUCCAGCUCUCUUUUAUGUGUGCAGGUGUACAACUUCAGCAAAACACUUGGGUUUUGAUGGCAAAUCUGAGGUAGUGGAAUGGAUCUAAAUGAAUGAUAAUGUGUGAUUAUGACAAGCAAGACCACUGCAAAGACCACAGACAAGGAGCUGAUGCCAGACUAUGUGAUUUUCCGUAUGCUGCUACAGCCUUUUUUUUCAUGUAUUCAGCAGUUAAAGGUAUAAUCUGGCAUAAAGUUAAGUUAGGGUCAAACACACCGUAACACAGCUAGACACCUCCUUGAGAGAUGAAUGUUGCCGACUGCUUGCUUCUCUAGUUACACCAACUUCAGCAACGACCGCACGAUAGCAAUACACAGCACAAACCUCAACCAAAAAGCCACUCUAUAGCCGCAAAUAAUGCUCAGAACAGCACCGAACUUCAUCAACAGUACAUAUAGGGUCCCAGCCACAGCACUAGCCACCAAACAUAUUUAUAACUUUGCCUAAUUUCUUUGGCAAAGAGACUAAACAAAACUCACCUACUCUCUUCCAGCAGCCGCUUUUUUUUUUGGGGAGCCCUGACGAGUCGAUCACCGAGUGCAGUGGAGUUUCCCAGCUCAAGGAAGACGGAACUACUGUGUCGGCAGUGCAAAAAGACUAUUCAAAUGAUUAUUACUUCAUCGAAAUGAUCCGCUGCACUCGGUAAUCGACUCAUCAGGGCUCCCCCACAAACAAGCGGCUGCUGGAGGAGAGUGGGUGAGUUGUGUUUAGUCUCUUUGUUAAAGAAAUCAGGCAAAGUUAAAAAGAUGUUUGGUGGCUAGUGCUAUGGCUGGGACCCUUUAUGUCUUGUUGAUGAAGUUAGGUGCUGUUCUGAGCAUUAUUUGUGGUUAUAGAGUGGCGUUUUGGUUGAGGUGUGCGCAUGGAUCCAUAGACCCCUGUGUAUUGCUAUCGUGUGGUCGUAACUAAAGUUGGUAUAACUAGAGAAGCAAGCAGUCGGCAACAUUCAUCUCUUGAGGAGGUGUCUAACUCAGUCUUACGGUGUGUUUGACCAUAACCUGAAUUUACGCUGGAAUAUCCCUCUAAGUUUUUCCGAUACAAUUGAGACUAUUUACACAUGUACAGCCCAAAAUUGGUAGUAACAUUAGCUGCUUUUCAGGGGUUGUUUGUGGGCUAUUGUGCUUUUGUGCAUCUCCUAGUGAGACACAUUUGUCCCACUUGGCUGCAAGCCUCUGCAGGACUUUCCACAAACAUGGAAAAAAGCAACUUUUCAGUCCCAAAAAAGGACAAAGUCUCUGGCUAUAUGAGCGUUUGAUGGCUCUAACUGACCAUCCAAAGAGUUUGGGUUCGACGAUUUAAUCAGCGAGAGAUUUUCUAGACUUCCACUCAGUCAUUCUCAAGCUUUUCCAAUGCUGAGAAUGCCUCUUAUAGGUACAUGAGCAUCAGCGGUAGACUGUGUCGCAAUAGAAGAAGGUGGCCUGGAGGGAAACAACAUCAAGAUUAAUGCGUUAAAGUGGCCUCCGGUGUCUCCAGAUGGAAAUACAAUCAAGCAUCUGUUGGAUGUGCUCGAAAAAUAAACCUGAUCCAAGAGGCUUAACUUUACUACGUCCAGGACUUGAAGGAUGUGCUGUUAAUGCCAUGACAGGUACCACAGCUCAUAUUCAGAGGUUUAGAGGAGCUCAUAUCUUAUCAGGUCAGGAUGGUGUUGACCUCGACCUGACAAGAAAGGGGCUUACACAAUCAGGAAGGUGGUUAUAACGUUAUGGUUGAUGGGUGUAUAAUUCAUCGUCAGUGACAGCAGCAGUUUGCAGUGAGAGACAGCAUCCAGAGGCCUCUUUUGAUGCUAAUAUUUCAGCUUAUUUCUUUGAUUUUCCUUGAAAUGACAUUGAGCGUGUUUGAUUACAAUAGAAACGCUGCUCAGUGUCCUGUGUGAUUAGGUUUUUUCUUUACUCCGAGCUCAGCGUCCUUAAAGGGUAAAAUUGACUCCCCAGCGGGACGUACGAGUCACUCACCGCCUCGCACAUGUGACAGUCAUGACAGGGCUCAGCAGCUGGGAAAUGGAAAUGAAAGUGAGCCCGAGUUGACGGCGGUGAAGUCAUCCCAUCUGGCUCUGACUAAACGCUCAGAGAAUGGCUUAAACAACUCAGAUGGCUGCGGGCGCUCUCCUCGGUGCUGCCUCUGUUUUCUUCCAUAGAGAAAUUUCCUCGAUGUUCAGCAGUUGUCAAUGAAAACAGAUGAUUGUGUUGAGGAGGGUGUAAAAUAAUUUAGAUUUAAUGAGCCAUUAACAGAACUUCAAUCUGUCUGUGAGAAACUUUUAAUGCCCCCGCAGAGAGGCAAGUUGUCUUAGAGGACGAGUUACUCGGAGGCAGACAACCAAUCACAAUAAUGUCGAGUCAUUUAGAAGAGCUGGAACACCAUUAGUACAACUCAAUAUGGUAUUAUUGUAAAGGAAUGGUGCUCUAUUAUAGCAGAGUCAAUGCUUUAUCAUUUCAAAGGGAUAUGCACCAUGGUCAUAGAUUCAGGUGUUAUGAAUAAAAUAUCCGAUUAUUAAAGUUGUUCGGUCUCUAUUUUAACUCUCAGUGCGUGGACAUGCAUCCAUAAAACCAGCUCUUAUUUUGGCGGGAUGGGUUAUCGCUCCGUGGACUCGAUGAUGAGCUCAAAUAUUUGGUAGUGUUUGGGAGUAAAGUUGAAGAAACUCUUAUUUAGAAUAUAAAACAAACGAUUUGGUCUAGUGAGGUGGGAAAUUGGCUUUACCCCUCCAUGUUGGGUGUGGGUACUAAAGCCAACAACUCAUAUAAAAGCAGACAAUAUCCGUACAGCACUGAUGGAAAAAAAACAACCACCUUAAGAUACCAACAUGGCUUUUAGGACAAGACUAAACAAGAGGAGGCGUUGGGCAGGUGAGUGUUUGCAGACAAGCUCCCAGAGAUUAAAAAUGUGUGUAUAUCGAUGUGUAGUUUUCUGUCCUGACACCACAGCAGUCUAAUAAGCAAAGCUCUCUCUUUUACAAGUGUAAAAUCAAUAAACUCCACUGUAGGGAUCUUAUUGGAAAUGCUCUUAUGAAAGGUAAUGUGAGGCCAUAACAGUAAAAAGUUCAAAGUCAAAUUUCUCAUCACCAAAUGUCAGUUCAAUAAGAUUUUUGUCCUGUAAUGAUGAUAAAAAUAAGAAACUCAAUAGCAAAUGUUCAUCAUGCUGUUUGCAGCUCUGCGGUGAUGCUUGUUUUGCAUCCUGUAAUGAAUCGAUUCACAAACCUUUCCCCUAGAACCUGCUACACUAGAUUCAGACACCGACAACAGCCACACUCUAAGGUAGCAAUCAAAGUCCAGAUUAUAGAUCCAGAUGUCCACUAAUGCUAUAUGUCCACUAGGGAUAAAGUCAGAGCCUUUUGUUAGUGCUCUGUAUCAGAUUCCUCUGUGAUUUUUUUCUGUAAGCUUCCACAGACCAAACAGUGGAAAUCAUGGGGGCAGUACUGAGCAGUGGAGCCAACAGUUUGAGCAGUACCAUCCUUACAAAACAGAAAGGAAAACUUUGAGAAAUGGUGAACCAUCCUGUAACAGUUUCUCUAAUUCUUCUUCACCAGAUUUUACCCUCCAUGUUGCUGUUUUGCCACUAUAACAUUUAAAAUAAAGUAGACUUAAUGGUUGCAGAAAAUACAGAUCAAUUCACCAAAUAGCUUUAGCAACAAACAAAAAAACCUUUAAUUCCCUUUUUCCGAUCCCCCUCAGUCCUUUAGUUUCUGCCCCCUGUGGAUAAAGUAUGCUAUUAUCAUCCCCUGUGGAGCCCUGUGAUAGACUGGUGACUCGUCCUGGGUUUACCCCGCUUCUUGUCUAUCGACAGCUGUGAUUGGCUCCAGUCCCGCUAAGAUAAGGCGUGUAGAUAAUUGGUGGAUUGAUUGACAACAGCAGCAAGUUUCAGCUUUGUACAACACUGCUGUUUACCAUCUCUUUGGACUGUGUACUCUGCCAGCGUCACCUCAUUUGACUGUCUUACAGUUGUACACAACAAUCAUUUCUCAUUUGCAUUGUCAUCUAUUUGAAUCAAUGUGAAUGCAGCAUCACUCUAAGCCAGGCUCUGAUGUGUUUAGUGAAGAGAUAACGAGAGGUGCAAAGAUGACAGAUUAAUUAUGUGAAAUAUUUGCUAUCUAAUUUAAAACUAAACAAUCUUGAUUGUAACGUUGCCAGCUGCAGGGUAAAAGCAUCAGGGCCUAUUUAGAUGUUAUUUUAGAGAUUUAAAUCUUCAUUUACAGUGCAGUGAUUUGGUUGGAAACAUCACAGGUUGAGAGCCUGGAGAAGCCUGCAGGAUGUUUUCAGUUGCAUUUUUUAACUAGUUACCUUUAAAUUAGCCCAUCACAGUUUAAUACCACGUACUCCAAAGUUGGGGCUGUUGAGUCUUGGAGGUCCAAAAGUCCUUAGUUGAAAUACCAGUUUGUCUAGAUAAAGUGAAUUCACCAAGGAAGUUGUAAUGCAGUGGUUCUCAAUCCAGUCCUCGAGGCCCACUGUCCUGCAUGUUUUGGAUGUUUCCCUGCUCCAACACACCUGAUUCAAAUGAUCAGCUCGUUAGUAAGCCAUUACAGAGCUUGAUAAUGAGCUGAUCAUUUGAAUCAGGUGUGUUGGAGCAGGGAAACAUCCAAAACAUGCAGGACAGUGGGGCUCGAGGACUGGAUUGAGAACCACUGUUGUAAUGGAUGUAGAGCUGGGCGGUAAACUGAAAAUUUUUAUACUGAAACUUACGACAAUAGCCGAUGUCAUUUUGCCCACGUCAAAAGAUUCGGUGUCAAAUAAAUAAAUAAAUAAAUAAAUAAAAGUUGAUUUUGGAUGUGUGUAGGUAGACCAUGGUCUGAUGUCCCUUUAAGACGCUGUCCUACGCCGGAGAUGUGGCUCCACCCAAUCCAGUCCAUAACAAAGAGGGAAAGACAGGUGAGGAGAUGGAGGACAGUUCAAAAGAUGUAGCGGCUGGAGCGGCGGGUGAAAUAGAUGAAGUUAAUGUGGGAGUGGGUGAGCACCUUGUGGAGUAGUUUGUCAUUGAUUUAUCGUUACCGAGCUUAAUAUAUUGCUCAAUAUUAUAUAUGAUAUAAUAUUACUGCUCAAUAUAUGGUGAUAUUGAUUUGAGGCCAUAUCGCCCAGCCCUAAGCGGUGUGUUUCCCAGCCUUAGAUUUUGGUACUUUGAGAAAGAACAUAGCCUCACCCCCUAUAACGACUCUUUGGAUGCGAAUAAUGACGACAGUGGUCUUGACUAGAACUGAGCGUCAUGCUUCGAUGCUAGCAUUUACUCAGUGACACUAAUGUCUUCAUACUGAGUCAUCCAGUGACUCAGAUCAUUUUCUGGUCUAAAGACCGACUGGGAACCCACUAAACUCAGAGAGGCAAGGUUGAUAUGUCUUUCUUUAGCAGUAUUGCUUCUGGAAAACUCUUAAGUGUUUCCCAUUGCUACCCACCUGCCAUGACACAUCAUGUAAACAGAGAUUUUAAAGGCUCUGACAGUGAGAGCACCUGUUUUUCAGUGUGUUUUUAAAAAGCCAUUAAAUGCCUGUAAUUUUCUUCUAGGUCGGCUUCAAAACACUCACUACCUCCCCUGGGAUGCUGGAGUUAAUUUAUGCCGACAGUUUUAGCUUUUCAUCUUUGCAUCUUUUUGGUUGAGCUCUCUGUUUGAAACAAGAUUGCACUGUUAAAAGUUAAAAAAAAAAUCUUUUUGAUACCAUAGUGGUUCGAUAUCACCGAUCUGUGACGUUAAAUGCGUGUGUAAUUAAAGUUUUUGAUGUGUCCUCUGUCUCUCUCUGCCUGCCUCAUCCUGUUCCGGGGUUUUUUCUUUAAAUAUGUUUAGACAAGGCCUCAGUGAAAGUGUUCAAGUCAAAUGUUGGCAUGCGGAUGCAGAGAAAGAGCUUUUUAAAUGUGCUCAGUCAGCUGGAGAGGACACAGGUCACUGAUCUCAGCUGGGCCUGUUGCUCAAAAUGCAACACCUUGAGACUUCAGCACAUCUUCUUCUAUUGACACGACCUGCAAAAAUUGGGUCCUUUGCCUUUUCCAUUAUGGUUGCCCCCUUUUUUUGCGGCAAGACACAGUCUAAAAUAGAAGCUCUAAUAGCUGGUACCAAAAUCUGCAGUUUAAGAGCUGUGUUUCCUGUCUUGAACUACUUCUGCUCUGAACUUUUGAGAUGCAGUCAUAUCACUCUGUCUUUGACAAUAUAUCCUUAGCACAAAAAGUGCUUCAAAUCCUUGCAUCUCUGCACUGGAUAGGCACAGUUCGCUUCUUAUAACUAUUAAUGUAAAGUGUAAUUAAGCUUUAGAGUACUUAGAGAUCUCACUCUAAAUAAUACAUAUGCUGCAGAGCUAUGAUAAAAAGCCCCUAAGCGGAUGUUUUCUGUUUUGCUACUGAUUAGAAAGGGUUGUUCAGAGCUCUGCAGGGGGGUCAUCUUGAACACAGUGAUAAAGCUGUAAACUGCCCUCCAACUAAACCAACAGGGGAGCCCCUGAAGUCCUGAAAAAUCUAUUUUUUAUCUUGUUGCUCUCGAUAACAACUUGUAUGAAUUAUUAUCUCUGGGCUUGAGAUAAAAAAUACAGCAUGUUUCUAUCGAGCCUUGAAGGCUCCAUAAUUUAACAAGGGGCCAUUUGGCAUAGUGAUACUUUAACUUUUGAUGUUUUUUUUUCCAGCAUUAAUGUCCUGAGAAACAGAAGUUUGGAUGCAGGAUUUCAAACCAGCAGUAUUUUUAAAUUGAUACUUUUAUUUUUACAUGAAGUGAAGCGCAUGUAUUGCAAAGUUAUCAGUCAGUAGAAGGUGUUUUUCAGGGAGGUGCUGGUGGUUUUUUGUUGGUGAAGUAAUCGUUCAGUUGUUUGUGUCACUGUAUCACACUUGUUUCCCAGUGUGGGUGUAAUAUUAGUUGGUGUAAUAUGGUUAGUAGUCAAUAGAAGUUAAUUACUGUUCAGUUUAGGGUGGGUUUAAUUCAGUGUUAGAUGGUUAUAAACAGCCUGAAGUACUAAAUGCAGGCAGAUUCUCUAAUUGGCCCAUAAAUCUUAAAGGGCUAUACGCCACAUGGCUGGUUAAAAAAAAAAAAAAGUACCAAAAUAGAAAUGUAAUUUAAAAACUGUGGUUAGCUGCCUGACUGCAACCAAUUUUUCCAGGAUCAAGACUUUAAAUUAAUUAUAUACAGGCUUGAUUGGUUAACCGUUCAUCAAAACCAGUCAGUUACCGCCAGUUUUUGCUCUGGCCUACUCUUUCAGUUUGUAUUUAACAUGUCAUUAUAUUCACCUAAUGUACUGUAGAAAAUGUAUGUUGCACAUAAACCCAAUUGAUCCUUUCAGCCAGUAAAAAAAUAUGCUUUAUUGGUGAUUAUUUGCCAACUCAACUGGUAAGCCAAAAAGUCCAUGUGGAGGCUGGUUAUUAGUCAGUAAAAGGGGGCAGUUAGUGUAGGGUAGUGUAGGAUGGUAAAGAGUCAAUUUGAGUUGAUUAUUGGAAAGAAAGGAAUGGUUACUUGUUGGUGUAAAGGUGUUUUGAUGGUAAAAACUUGACCAACGGGUGGUCAUACUCAUCUUGCAUUAAAGGAGCUUUUUGUCGUUGAAGGCCACCGUAUUCCACCAGUGGGAAGAGUGAGCAAGGGGACAUUUCAAUCCUGAAUUGGACUGUUAUAAAUCACAAAUACUCCUGUUUUAACACACUGUAUCUUCAGUUUUUACUGCAAGGUUAGUAUAUGUUUGGGUACAUUGGAUAUAAGUCAGGAUGGGGUAUUUAUAAACCAUUAACAGGAAGUUAUUCGUUAGCACAAGGUAGUUAUAGUCGGUGUGUGGGUGUGUUAUGCUCAGUGAAAGGUGGUUAUUAGUCAAGGAAGAGCCAUUUUUGCACGCUUUGGUUGUUAUUGAACAGUAAAGGGUGGUUAUAAGCCUUGGACUAGACUACAUAGACUAUAUAAAUAAAUAUAUACUGUGUGUAUAGUGUUUAUACUAAAUAAAUCUAGAAUGGUUACCCGAAAGUAGGAGAGGGUGACUCUUUAGUUCAGGUUGUUGUUGAAGGUGGUUAUUUGUUAGUGUAGGGUGAUUUUCAGUCAGUAAGAGGUGGUUAUUUUCCAGUUAUUUUUCAUUUUAGGGUGGAUAGAAGUCAUUGUGCAGUGAUUUUCGGUCACUGUAGGGUUGCCAUUCACACGUCAAUGCUUUGACUUUGACCACAGUCCUUUAUGAUUUCCAGCACACUAAGCAUUUUUCAUGAAAAGGGAAUGACCCUCUCACUCUUUCUCCUAUACAAGAUUUAAUUUCUCUUUGAAUUGCUCAAUAAGGACGAUGCGGAUGACUUUGAGAGUCCACGUUAAUGAAUUCUUUAUAUUUCUGAUGUUCAGUGAACACACCAUCACUCUGCCAGUCAAACUGAUUGUUCAGGACAAUCCAGAUAUGAAAUGGGGGUGGGAGGUCGAAGAUGAAGAGCAGGGGUAAUUAUAAUAUUGGAAAGACUCCCAGCAAGAUCAAGCAGCACCAGCAGAGGAAGGCGGCCGCUGGGACUGGACUCUGAAAGACUGUGACACCAGACUAAUCCGUCAAACACGCUGUUCAGAAACAAUUUUAGGUUUGAAAUGGACAGAGGUGGUCUGGGAUACAGAGCUUUAAUCAACAGCUGAGUGGAUUCCCACUUUAUAUUCUUCAUGUCUGACAGUUUAAAGGGACAACAGUUUUAUUUUGCCAAUAACAAUUUGAUACAAUCUUUUUUUUUUACCUACCUCUUCUAAUUUAGUUCAUUAUAACACUUCAGACUAUUAGAUCAGACCAGAUGUUAUUAUUACAAUCCUCUGAACCAACUCCAUGCCUCUUACUCAUCCGCCCCUUUUUGUUUCAUAAAAAUACUGACCAACUCAAGAGCUUUAAUGCUAUUAUUUUUAGUUUUUUUUUUAUUCGGCUGUCAAGAUUAUUCCAUAUUUAAAUAUGUUGUUAAAUAUUUAAAGAAAUGGACGUUCAGAGAUAAAAAUAGAGAUUCAAACGUGAAAAAGAGGAAAUUAAAACAAACACUUCCAUGUGGCCGUCUGUCAGUCAAGUUCUGCAGUUGGUCGGGUCGCAGCUUUCUUCAAACUGUAACAUAUCAAACAUGCACAUAACAGCUGUAAAUAGCACUCAUGUAACUUCUAAGUUUCUUUGUCCUUUAAUUUCUCUUUUUAUAUUAUAUGCUGCUGUAAAUCUGGAAUUUCCCCCGUGUGGGACUAAUAAAGGAAUAUCUUAUUUUAAGCGGGCCCCACCUGAAAAAUAAUUGAGCCAAAAGUGUUUUAAAUUGAUGUUUUUUAAGUAAAUGUUCCAAAAGCAUCUCCUGUUGUGAACAUAACAGAUCCCAAUGUGAAUUAAAAUUGUGAUUAUGGAUCAUAACAAGCAGUAUAGAUGUUUACUCUUGAAGCAGUCAGAGGCAGAAGUUUUGUUUGUAACUGUGAAGAAAUCUGAGCCCAAAUUACAAAUCUGAUUUGUCAUAAUGAUAAUUUACGAAAUGAGCAUCAUGCUGUGUACUUAAAGAAUUUAAAAUAAAUACACAGACUUUAAAGUUAUUAGGAAAAGUUUAGUCAGGCAAAAACUCAACAAGUUGUAGGCUAACUUUCUAGCGAGUAAAAAUAAAAACUUCAGUUCUUUGAGCUGUCCUCCUGGUGGUCAAUAAAAAUAUAAGACAUCAAACUAAUAACAGGUCGAUUUAUCAGUGAUAGUGUUGAUGCCUUCGCCUGCAUGAUUGUUUUGAUUAAGAGAUAAUUUCCACCUCGGCCUCAGGGCGCUAACCUUCCUCUCUCCUACGUUAGUGCUGAAUUGUUGUGUUACAGCAGCCAUGAGUGUGCCCUCCACAGAAGAGUGUGUCCAUACAAGUAGACUAUAACUCUCUUUUAUGUGACACGCCAUUUUUUCCCCUGUAAAGGAAGAAGAAAGCCAGUCAGUCUAUGAAAGUCCGUUUCCAUGAAUCACAGAGCGGGAAAUUAGUUUCUGAGGCAGGAUGAUGAGGUGCAGCGUCUGCACUCUGAGUUUAAGAUAUGUCGUCCACGGGCUCGUGUAGUUCUGCCUCAUUGUCAUGCGGGACAGGGUGUAAUCCAUCUGUGUGAACAUACAAGCCCUGUCUGAAGUGAUGUAUGUUUUAACCUUUCUUUGUAGAGUCAUCCUCGACAACAUGAGAACUAGUUGACCUUUCUUCACUGUGAAAGAGGCACAGGUAAUCUCAGGGACUCAGAAUGAUGGUUUCUCUCUCUCUCAGAGGCUUUGUGCAGACUGCAGGUUCACCACAUUUGUUUGAGUGAGAUCUUAAAGACAGACGGUUCUGUUUUAAAGCAACAAGCUGACUUUCUUAGUUCAGACAUAACCUGUUGAUCUGCAUGAGACUUCUGCAGAUCCUGCUACUUUGAUGCACAUCUGCCGCUCUGGAUUUGGUGUCAUUGUAAUGUGUUAAAACAAGAGGAGCUUUGGUGUCUGAUUCCAGCAGCUGCAGCACCAGGACUGUGAUGAAUAUGGAAGAAUCUCACUUAAAUGAACUGGCAAAAAAAAAAAUGAAAAUUUGGCUCAUGUCUAGAGACACUCGUCCAGAUAGUUUGUUAGUCUUCUAAACUGAGGGGACAACUUUUGCAUCCAAAGACACUGUUGUUCUCCAAAACUUGUUUAACUUGAUUUCUUUAUGAGUGACGCAAAUUAUUGUACAGCAGGAGAAGGAGAGAGGAGAGCAGGGAGAGGAGCAGGAGAAGGGAAGAGGAGAGGAGCAGGAGGAGAGCAGGAAGAGGAGGAGCUGGAGAAGGAAAGAACGGAGCAGGAAGAGGAGCAGGAGAGGGAAAGAAGAGAGCAGGGAGGGACGCAGGAAAAGGAGAGCAGGGUGAGGAGCAGGAGAAGGAAAGAGGAGGACAGGGAGAGGAGCAGGAAGAGGAGAGAGGAGAGCAGGAGAGAGGAGAGCAGGGAGAGGAGCAGGAGGAGGGCAACGAGAGGAGCAGGAGAGCGGUAGCAGGGUGAGAAAAAGGAGGAGGAGAGAGGAGCAGGAGAAGGAGAGAGGUGAGCAGGGAGAGGAGCAGGAGGGGGGGCAGAAGAAGCAGAGAGGAGUGCAGGGAGAGGAGCAGCAGGAGACAGGAGGAAGAGAGCAGGAAGAGAGGAGAGCAGGAAGAGAAGAGAGGAGAGCAGGAAGAGGAGAGAGGAGAGCAGGAAUAGGAGGGAGGAGAGCAGGCAGAGGAGCAGGAGGAGGCAGUGGCGUGCAUUAGAGAGAGAGUGUGUCUGAAAGGGACAGGGUUAGUGUGGCCACAGAGAGGCUGUAGUUUACAUCGUAAUCUGUCCUUAAAGUCAGGCACCAUUAAAAAAAACUGUUGUUGGAGAAAGGAGGAAGGGCUGAACAGGUUCAUAGCAUUAAAUGAUGUUGUAUAGUGAUCAGGUGCUCUUCAAAGAUAAGGGAUAAAAGAUCAAAUGCAAAAUAAAACAAAACAACAACAAAAAAAGGUUUGUCCAGGUUAUUUUUGAAUAAUGUUGGUAGAAGGUGUCGACUGAAUUUGGUUUCCAUGGCUGGUGCUGAUAGUGGUUCAUGAGACCAAUAAUCCAAAUUUUAAAGGAUUUGACUGUAAAAAAAAAAAAAAAAGACCGUCUCUUAAAACUCACUACAGAUUUUUCAAACUUCAACCUCAUACUUUCUUCAGUGCCUUUAGCAAAUCUUUAAUGACGUGAAGCGUUCCAGAUCAGAUUCAGGAGUUACCAGUUACAGAACAGUUUUGUUAGUGUCUAAGUAUAAGGUUACUAGAUUAGACGGUGUUGUGGGCGACAAAGUGGUGCAAGAAAACAGACCCAGAGGGAAGACACACUGGCAGGGGACCAGGGAGGGCACUCUUUAAUCGAUUAAUUUUAAUGGCCACUUGUAAAAUACAAAGCUGAUACGGAUAAAUGGCCAAAUGCCAUUUAUCGAUCAGCUAGGGCUGAUAAUUGAACUACCACUAGCUGGUGGUGAAAAAUGGCAGUCCAAACUGAAAACUAGAGUCACUCUGAUACAAUGUAAAGUUCCCUCAAUAUAAAGGACUCAGCAGAGUCUUCAUUGUCCUGAAGAGGAGACGUUAAAACCUGAGGAGUGUGAUAAACGUAUUGCUUCCACGCUGCAAUAUUAUGAUAAAGAACAGUCAGACUUUCUUGCAAAUGAGCAGACAUAAACAAGCUGGUAGCAUGGCUCAAACUUAUAAACAAUAAUUACAAGUGGAGGUAAUGACGAUGGUGUUUUCAAGAACUUUGCUUUUUUUCUGUCUGCAGGGAUACAGAUAAAGUUUUUAAAAAUUCCAGCCAUGGUGGGUGUUUUUUCAAAUGUCUGUGUUCAGUGACCUAAAACUCUGUAUGUGGGGACGUGAGGCAAAAAUGUGGAGAGGAAAAAUGUGUUUUUGAAAAUACCCAGACAGACGUAGAAACAGAGAAUGAGAAACAAAGUGCAGGCCCAGUUCAGGCGGGUACUGCAGCGAUUGGAAAUCUCACCUGAGAAGCUUCAAUAUGAAUCAAAUGAACUGAUUUGUUUCAGCUCCAGUCUCAUUCAUGUUUCACUGCUCUAAAUCUUUCUAAGACCUGUAGUUUGGGGCAAACCAGUCCAAAGCUGCUCAGCAUUAGCUUCGGCUGUAUACUCGCUCUUCUUUUGGUACCGCCGAGAGCCCACCUUUGUUUUUAUCUCUUUUCUAAAACCUCAGCGAGCUCGUCAAACAAUGAAAGGGUCUGAAUGAUCCUCUGGAAGUGUCCGCCGAGUACCAGCAGUCUGAGUGUGUCCCAUCUUGAGGAGUAAAACCUUGAGCUGCUGUAAUUCACCUGCCGGCAAGUUCUGCCUUCUGAACCCCUCACGUCCACGAGGAGAGCUCUUCUUUCUGACUCCAUUUCUCAGACACACCUGGAGGAGCCGUUACGGUCUAGGAGGAAGAUGAUUGGACAAGAUGAAGAGCUCAGACGAUGAAAUUGCAGAUCCUGAAUCCCAAGUGGCCUUGUUGAAAUGUCACUCUCCCUCUCUGUAUGGCAUAUUUCAUGUAACGACCUUUCAAAGGGGAGCAGGUUAGCGUCUGACUGGCCUCACACCUGCCUGAUCUUAUGGAAACAUCCUUUUGGCUUCAGACAGAACUUUCAUCAUCACAUACGGCAUUUAUGUGUUUAAACUCCAGACAGUGAGCUGAGGGGCGCUCAAGCACCACCCAUUUUCUAGAUGAUGCUUUAGCCAGGUCUGCUUGUUAACAGAGGAAAUUGAUUUUUAUCGAAAUGGAGAACUUUGUCCGAUUGUUGGAGUAUCAGUUACGGCAAAAUUCCACAGGAUACGAAACGGCUGUGCAACUGUUCUUUACUUGAUAACGGGAGGGGUCAGGGUUGUGAGAUGUGGAAGUUUAUAUACACCGCCGAUCUCAUUCAAUGUCUCACGGUUAAACACGCAAGAUCUUGUGAGAUCUCCUCCAGUUUGGCAGUGGAUCGGACCCGGUGGGUGCUGUAUGCUGUUAGGACUGUAGCAAGAAACUCAGCCCACAAUUCCUACCAUGGUUCAAGUCCCACAAUGUUUUUUUCUUUUUCUUUUUUAAAUCUUGAUAAAGUUCUAUAAAAAAUGAGUCGGAAGUCAACAUGUGAGAAAAGGUUUCUUGUUACCUUCUCUGCAAUGAGCACAAGAUGUGUCUGCUGGAGGCAGGUGCAAAGUCCUGCUGGAAAAAGACAUGAGCAUCUCCAUAAACCUCGUCAGCAGCCGGAAGCAAGAAGAGCACCAAAAUCUCUUGGUAAAUGGCUGAGGAGGAUUUUGGAUUUUAUCAAACACAGUGGACCAACAGCAGCAGAUGACACAGACCCCAAAUCAUUACAGACUGCAGAAACAACACACGGGACCUCAAAAAUCUCGGAUACUAUGUUCCUCCAGACUCCAGGUCUUCGGUUUCAAAACCAAGAAAACAUGAUGUUAGGUAGAUCUGGUGCAGCCCUCAAGGGUGCGAGGAACAGCUUUCAGUAUAACCAGGAAAGCCUGCAUAGACCAGAUUGUCCUAUUUUGGUUCUGCGUGAGUGUUGCAGGUUACAGAUUAUGAUGCAACUAGAUCAGGAUACAGCUAUUUAAGACGUCUUUAAGUAUAAACUUUAAAAAGUGAUAUCAGAUAUCAGAAUAAAUACAUUUCACUCUGUUUCAUCACCCACCGUAAACUCCUUCAGGAGCUUUUAUUUAAGGUUAAACAUGUUCAUGUAAAUAAACAACCACAUGAUUAUAUUCUGACAUCCUCUCACCCAUUUCCAGUCAUAUCUUAUUUCUCAGAACGUUGAAUUUGUUCUAUUUGAAAGAAAGAGAGAAAACAGAAAGCGAAAAACCACCUUCCUCCUACUCACAGAGACAUCAGAUAAAAGCUUCCUCACCAGAUCUUUGGAUCUCAACAGCAGUUAGAAAACCUGAAUUUGAUGACCUCAGGUGAGUCAGAAAUAGACUGAGGAGCAGAACAAGAGCUUAAGUGCUUUACAGACUUUAGUGGAUUAUUUUGGAAUUUGGAGCAAAUGAAAGUACAGCCACAAAACUACAAAUAUUUCUUUAAUAUCCUCUCUGUUGGGGUCUUUUCCAGCAGAGUUUUAGGUCUGUAAAAGGAGACGUUUCUGAAGUGAAGUCUCGUUUUUUCUUAGAGACCCAAAAUGAUGAGUCUGUGUUUGCUGCAGCUGUAACAGUACAAACACUGGAUAUUAUCAAGCUUGUUACACUUAUGUAACACUAAUUUGGGCUCGACAUUUUGACUAUAUAUAUAAGCAACAGCAGAAAAUCUGGUCUCUAAGGAGCCCGAGGUGUGGGUGAAUGUGACAACUGACAAAUUUAUGUUUUUUUUACUUUGUAUUCAGAUGAUAAUAAAUUCAACAGGAGCAACAAAAAUAAAAACAAAACAAUUAUUGCAGAUGAAUGGUGUUUGAGAUUUAGUCCAGGGGAAAAAAAAUGCUUGUAACUGGUUCCAAACCCUUGUCAGGAAUAAACAAAACACCAUACAAUCCAAAAUCUGUUUGUGCCUUAAUAAUAGCAGGAACUCCAAUAGGUGGGUUUUGUCAUACCACAUUUUCUAGGUUUAGCUCACCAUCUAGUUGAGUUGAAUGUUGAGAUGAGGGUGGAGUCGAUGGUUAUGAUGAACCGUCUGACACAAAACCUGACCUUGAUCAUCUUGGGUUCUACUUCUUCCUUCACCAACCAACAGCAAGACUGAAGAUUUUAACCCGCUGCACGAUGAUUCAAGCUUUGUGUUUGAGACGCCGACGUUCAUGCUGCAGCUACAGCGGAGAUGCAAAAAGAGGAGAGAACUGUCAAGCUCCCGAACUUAAAGGAAGAAGGGGAGUUGGGGCAACAACAGGAAGUUGCCCCACUGCCGUAUAGCUUCAACUGUGCGUUUCACUUAUAACAAACAUAAAAACUUAAUUAUGUAACCAAAAGAUGUAUUAAUCAGAAAUGACUGUGAUUUUCAGUUUGACAGAAUUGUACCUGCAAGGUUCCCAUAUCAGCUUAUCCCAACUUUUGUGGAAAUUGGGGCUGGUAGGAAAAAUUCUGCUUAAAUUUUGGGUUAAAAAAAAGAUGUCCUUUUGUGUUAACACAUGCAGCUCAUGUGGAAAGAUUUAGGAAAUUUGCAGAUAUUAGAAAACACAGCAGAGUGAGCUGUGAAUUACAGGCAGCCCCGCUUUAAAUCCACCCCAGCUUUAUGGUCUGUUUGGGACCAUGCAAAAUAGGGCUGGUCGAUAAACCAAAAAUUUUCCGAUACUGAAAUUUAUGGCAAUAACCGAUGUCAUUUUGUCCAUGUCAGUAUAUUGGAUGUCAAAAAAAUAAAUAAGUUGGUUUCAGAUGUGUGUAGGUAGGCUAUGGUCUCAUGUCCCUUUGAGACGCUGUCCUACGUCGGAGUCGUGACUCCACCCCAUCCAGUCGGUAACAAAGAGGGAAAGACAGGUGAGGAGAUGGAGGACGGUUCAAAAGUCUUAGCAGCUGGAGUGGCAGCUGAAGUAGAUGAAGCUGAUGUGGGAGGGGGUGAGCAGCUUAUGGAGUAGUUAUGGUCCAUUUAUCAUUAUCGAGGUUAAAUGCUCAGUAUAUCAUGAUAUUGAUUUGGGGCCAUAUCGCCCAGCCCUACUGCAAAAUGACCAUAUGCCUACGCAGUAGUUUUCACUGCUGUUGCUAAUUUUGAAAAUAUUGCAGUCCACAAAGGUGUCUGUCCAGUUUUAUUCUUGCAUAGCACCUAAAAACAGUCAGUGACGGCAGCAUGUAACUGAGGUGCAGAAAGGAAGAGCUCUUCAUGUUGUUUCCUGGAGCACAACAGAGAUUCUGCAGCAAUCAGGAGUUUCAAAAGGGAUGGAGGGAUAAGGAAGGUGUUUGUGAAUGCCAACAGAAGCAAAGCACAGUGAAGCUUGUGAUAAGAGCAGCAGUGAAUCAGCUGAUGUUUGCAGUGACAAAGCUGAAUUCACUGUCCGUCCACCAAACUGGUCUGAUCAGGCUGGAGCUGCGAGAGCAAAUAUGGAGAGUAGAAGGGCCUCAUCAAUCAACAGCCUGAGAAAAUCUGUUUAGAAAAACUGAGCAACAAUCUCCUCCCUUCAGUUGUUUCAAAUUAUGAAUUAAUCUCCUGAUAGGAUAAUCAGACAGACAAUUUCACAUAAUGUCCUCGUAUCAUGCAGCAGCGAGGCAAUCAGCAGCAGAGGCAUUACCAAACAAAUUGAAUUCCAUGAUGUGUUUUUUCUGUGCUGCUCUCAGUGAAGAAAACAGCCAAACACACCCAUCUGAUCAGCCUGAAAAUGGAGCUGUUUUAGCUCUGCGCUUCAGAGUCGUGUAAUGUUAUGAGCUGAAUUCUCCAGACCAAACUAAAAAACCAACAAUGGUCAUAACACCCUCCAGCCAAACAAUUUUAUCCUCAGCUGCAGACGUGGAGCUGCCUGCUGGCACUGCAACAGAGGACAGUUUGGAUGUUUGGCUGCAGAAAAUAUGAAAAACUGAAAGAAUAUGAAUCAGCCUGUUGUUGAAUGUGAGCAUGCAUGCUAAACACGACUCCUCCAGGAUCAGAAAAAUUAAAAGCUGCAGGAGCGGCUAACUAUGAGCUGGCUGGGUUUGACUGCAGGAUGUGACAGCUAAAACUCUGCAUGCCAGUUUUUCGUAUUUUCUCCUUGUCAACAAACUUUAGUGUGCAAAGCCAAACCGACACAGAGUCUAUCUUUGAAGACGUCGCUUUUGAAGAUGCACUCGCAUGAGCCAUAUAGCUCCAUUGUUGUCCAAAAUCCAUUAAAACACAUCGCCGUUUAGACACAGUGUUGCACAAACACAAACUCACACAGUAAUUUAUUUUGACUCAAUCAAGCAAACACUUCACUGCUGCCAGAAACAGUCACUAAAGCACCGGUCUGUGCUGAUAAAUCUGCUGCUGAUUUAAAUCUGCAGUCACAAACCUCAUCUGUCUGGUCUCAGGGUCAGACAAAACAGGACAUUUGUAGAUGUCUUAUCCAGAUAUCAUAAUGAGCCUAUUUCAACACUGUCUGUCACGCUUAACUCCCAAUGGGUGUUAAGUCAAAAAAAUUGCUCAGUACAGGAUUUUAACAUCUUCUGCAACAGUUCAGAAAACAGUCAGAAUUUAAAGGGGACCUGCCAUCAAAAAUGUAAUUUUUGCAUGUUUGUGUGUCAGAUGAGGUCCAUAUUAUGUUCGUCUUAUUUCGUCUUUCCUGCCAUUUUUAGCCUUUAGCAUAAGGUGAACAGACGUCCCUGAUUUCCAGGGACAGUCCCCGAAUUGGAUGACCUGUCCCCGGCAAAAGCUGUCCCCGAAAAUGUCCCCGAUUUAACCGUUUCAUGAAUGAGAGCAAAAAUGUUGCCUGUGGGCUAGAACAACGGUUAUUACAGUAGCCGAAUGGGUAGGAAGCACAAGUAAGCAGUCCUAAACAACAGUUUUUAAGGGGGUUAUUACAAGGGGCAUGCGCUGCUACUAAAUAGUACAGAGAUGUUGUCUGUGAUCACGAAGCCCCUGAAGCCCCUGCACCCCCCUGCCGCCGCCCCAAAUGUCCCCGGAUAUCAUUACAGACAUCGGGUCACCUUACUUAAGCACACAUUAGCAAAAUGGAUAAACCGAAAUCCGAACCUCCACUGCUGAGCCAAUCAGAGUACAGCAGGCUUCACAGCAGCGAUCCAAUCAGAGCAAAGCUCAUCACCAUAAAUGUUAAUGAGCCAAAACCAGUUGGUUUUCCUGUAAGGUUUUUUAGGCAUACUAUAACAAACCAUCAAAUAACUUUUCAGCUAAAAUGAUGUUGCAAACAUGAUCAGAGGACAUCAAGGAUUAUGAAAAAAUGAUAAAAAUUGGUAUGAAAUUUUGGUGGCAGGUCCCCUUUAACUUGAGUGUGGCAAGACAUGACCAGAUUUAGGGAUGCACAAUAUAUAGGCAUUAUAGCAGACAUCUCAUAACUAGUGUUGUGCAAGUUACUGAAAAAUAGUUACUAGUUACAGUUACUAGUUACUUUGUAAAAAAAAAGUAACUUAAGUUACUUGAAAGUAAUGCGUUACUGAGAAGUAACUUUUUAGUUAUUGUCUGACGUUCUUCCAAUACUGCCAAAACAUGAAGGUGGAUUGACUGAGUUCCUCUCUAGCCGUCAUUUCAGUUCUGUACUGAUGCUGAAUAAAACAAACUGUUGAUUAAAACAACCGUUUUAAUUCAUUUGCAUCCACAUCACUGAAUCUAAUCAUCCAAGCAAUAUGAUCCGUUGUGCACCAACACAAACCUUGACAUAAACAUCAAAGUUUUACCAAAGGACUCUUGGAAUAAUAGCCUGAUAUCACUAAAAAACAUCCAAAUAAACAAUUUAACAUAGUGUGCUAUUGUUUUAUCAAGUUGUGCCUGGCUAUGGUUCCAUCUUUCAAACUCCAACUACUGCUGCUUGGAUGGGGUGUGCUCGACUGUGACUCUCGGUCGUGGAUGCUGCGUUAGCUACCUUAGCUGCUACCUUUGUCGAAGCAUGCGGCUUCUCUAGUUGCUUCAGUAGAUUGCUGUUAAUGUUGUUUGCUGUAGAAAGGAUUUUUGACCCGAGACACAGUUUACAUGUUACCAAAAUGCUGUUUUUCACUUUGCUCUCGAGUUGAAAAUAAUGUGAGUAUCUCCAUCAGGGGAGACGUUUCCUUCUCGCUCGCCAUCAUGCCGUGCCCUGACCUGUUCAGUCCUCUUCAUGGCGCAUGUUUGAUUAUGUGUGUGACGCUAGAGGGUGACAAGUGCUUUGUUUUUCCAAUUCGAUUAAACUUUGAUCGCUAAAAUGUUUUGGGAACUGUGUGCCGUUGUAAAACCUCACCAAAAAGAACAGAGUAACACAGCGUUUGGUACAGAAACAGAGUUAUUGAAUUAAAAAAAAACGAGUGUCACAUUAUUAGUUACUGAAUAACAUAUUACUACGCAACACUGCUCAUAACACACAUGCACGCAAAAAUGAGAGCAGAUACAUAAAUGAGCAAUGAUGGACUGUUUCUGACCAGAGCGCUCAAAAACAGCUAUUUCUGGUAAGGUAGUUUUCACUCUUUCACUCAAAAGGUCUUUCAAGGACCAAAGCUGGAACUUUUCGAGGAUACACCUUUAUCAGGUGCAGCUUACCUCAAAGACAGAGUUUCAGACAUUUACUGCCUAUUCAUGGACAAAAAUUUAAUGAAGAUUUUCUGUGCCUGAUAGUGACCAGGUUAAAACAUUUCUGAAUUCCAACUAAUGUCAGUUUAGUUUUGCUCUCUGGUUUAAUCAUGGAGGAAUUUAUGAAUAAAGUAUUUUCAAGGUGUCUCAUUUUCAGAGCAAAGUUAGAAGAUACCAGUGUGUGCUGUGGGAUCUAGAGGCAUCACCAUGUUAAAAUCACAGAUGAAUCUUUAAUGAAAACGUUUUGAAAUGCAGCCUUAAAGUAAUCGGAGGGGUUUACACUGAAAGAUGAAGGGUUAAGCUGUUUUGAUGAUUUGUAUCCUUGUAUAACUCAUCUUUAUUGAAAGCUUAUUAUGACUGGUCUGUUUCUUCCCAUAAAUUUGUAUCAGACGUGUACAGACUGUGUCCACUUGCCGGUAUUAUUCGGUAAAAAGACAGUUUUAAAGUCUUCGUGUUGGUGAACUAAUGUUUUUUCCAUCCCUCAGCUCCAGGCUGCAGAGAAGCUGAUGGAGUACCUGAUCACGCUGGGGAGCAACAGCAUGUCAAAGUCCUUUCUCAUCCGUCACAUCCUCUCUGAAAUCAGCACUCUGGCUGAUCAGCUCUGGCAGGCCUUCCAGGUAAAUACCCCCACCACCUCGCCACACGUGCUCCUGCAUUCACAUAAGCUUGAUCUUCAUCUUUCUCCGCCACUUUCCUUUCCUGGCAAAGUGACAGCGUUGAUCCCUCUCUCAUUUUGUCUGCCUGUAAAACCCCAUGAUUGUAUUCUACCUGUUUCUCUGGUUUGAGACGAAGUUUCACAAACUGGGUGAAGAUUUUACAGUUUCUAACCUCAGACAAGAAUCUAGAGGUUAGAGCAAACAAAUAAGACAACAUGUGGUUUCUGUUGAACUGAUAUCCAUCACAGCAUACAACCUGAUGAUGCUGCAGUCCAAAGUGCGUCUCAAAAAAGGCAAAUGAUUAACCCUUAAAAGGUCCUUCAAAAAAUGUCAGCUUCCAGAAAACUGCAAAAAUUUUAUAUAUGCAUAAUUUUUUCUACUUUAAAAAGGUCAGUUGUCUAAAACUACUUCAGCUUGAAUGAAACAUCGAAUAUUUAUUAUAUUUUUGAGUUUUUUCAACCCUUUGAAUGCCAGUAGGUUUACAUAACUCCACGGUUUUUUUAUCGAAAUAAAACAAAAAACAUAAAUAACUUCUAUGAAACAUAUUUCAAUCAGUAUUUGGUUAUAACUAUUAUUAUAAGGCCCUGAGAUGGGUCAAUGAUUGGCGGCAACAUUGAUUUUGAUGCAUCAUUACCAUUUUUUUCCAGUGUCAGAUUUUUUUAAAAACUUACACAUUUGUCCCUUGUGACAAAAAAGGUCCUAAAAACUUCUGUAAAAAUUUUUAUAUAUUAUUUUUUUUUUCUACUUCAAAAAGACCAGUUGUCUAAAACUGCUUCAGCCUGAAUAAAACAUGUCAAAUAUUUAUUAUAUUUUUGAGUUUUUUAACCCUUUAAAUGCUGGUAUGUUUACAUAACUGUUUUUUUUUUGGGGGGGGGGGAAAUACAAAAAACAUGAAUAUUUUCUAUAAAAUACAUUUCAAGCUGUAUUUGGUUAUAAUUAUUAUUAGGCCGUGAGGUGGGUCGAUGAUUGGCAGUGGCAUUGAUUUUGAUGCGUCAUUUAUUUAUUUAUUUUUUUUGCAGUGUCAGAUUUAAUAAAAAUCUCACAAAUUUGUCCCUCGUGACAAAAAAUGUCAUCUCCCCAAAAACUGCUGUAAAAAUUUAUAUAUUCAUUUUUUUCUACUUUAAAACGGUCAAUUGUUUAAAACUACUUAAGCCUGAACGAAACAUAUCAAAUAUUUAUUUUAUUUUUGAGUUUUUCACAAACGACAGAAUCAUGUUGACUCAAAAGAGCAAAAUGUGGUAGUCUUUAAAGGCUGUAAUAACACUGAAUAAAGCAAAGCCACAUAAAUACCUGUGCCUGACACUGAGAGUCUUUGGGAGCCUGCCAAUAGGUGCAUGGAUGCACAUGUUACAGGAUUUACAGGGGCUGCACGCUGGCCUGCCAUCAACUUUUAUAUGUAAGUUCUGUUCCGUCAGCGUCUCUGACAAACGUUUUCAUAACUUUGGGGAGUAAUGGAGCUUACUGCCCCUCCUGCCUGUCAGGUCCACCUUCUUUUCUAUUGUAUAGUGCUUUCCUCUGGCUUGGACUGAGCAUCCAGAAACCUUAAGACUCGCUGGCUCCUGUUGCUUUGUUUACAGUUUGAAAGGCUGUUCAUUUCUUCCUUAUCAUUGUUCGAAGUUUAGCCGGGGUGUAAAUUUGAUCAGUGUCUCUUAAUGUGACUGUUUGAAUGCAGAUCCUCAAACUACAGAGUUCUCUUUCCGCCCUCACGGUGUUUCAUUCAGACUCUUGCGCCCCUAGAAAGUCAGCUUUUGUGUGGGGCCUCAGGUGCCAACAGUUUGCCCUAUUGACUCUUUUCCGCGGCCACUUCUACACCAACGUGAUCGAUACUGCGCCCCACCUGUUGCUUGUCUGCCAUGUAUUCAAAUGUUUUCCAGCGGCUUGGACAACCGCCGGGCCGGAGCUGCUUUCGCCAGUCCAGCUCUCUGUGUGAAAGGCAGGGCUGAGUGUCAAACCACCGGGGGGUUCUUCGAAAUGGAAAUGUGUAAAAAAGAAAAGGAUACAGAUGAUUUCCCCCCCUCACCUCUCCUGCUGAGCUUCCCUCCCACGCAGCGGGGUUGGUCAUGCUCACUUGUGCCUGUUUUCUCCUCCUCCUUCUCCACCCCAAGAGAGCCUCUCGAGGCAGCCCAAGCCUGAAAGAGAAUUUUAUCAACACUGCAUUUUUGAGGGCCAAGUUAAAGGAGAAAAAAAACAGCUGAACCCACUGUUCACUGGAGAUUCUGACAAUGCAAAACAGCCUUGUGCUGCCGGGGAGCCAUUGUCUCCAACAAACCUGGCUGUAAUGGGUUUUUGAGAGCAGGAGUCUGAAGGCUGAAUCCUCCUCAAACUGUCAUAUAACAGCAGAGCACCGCCAUCGUCCUCAGAGCUUCUUGUAGACCUGUCACUGCGAGCAGAAAUUAACCGACGUGGAGGUGUAGACCUUUGUUAAAGUGGUGGUUUGACAUUCAGACCUCAGACACAAAAGUAUGACUCUUUUCUUAUGGAGGUAAAUCAUAGCUGAUACCUGCUGCAUUUCUGGUACGUUAAAAAUGAACUCGUGUCUUGCAUCUCUUAUUUACACACCUGGAUAGAUGUUUUCAGAGUUACAGGCUUGGGCGUAAUCCAAACUUACCUUUUAAAAACUCAACUAAUCCCUUCACAGGGGGACACAGCAGCUGCCUAAUGAUACAGUUUUAGACAGACGGUGUCAAAGCAUCUGAUGUUUUGUGAGAGUUGACCUCAUGGGUGAGACAGAGAAAGAAAAAGAAGAAAAAAACUUACCUUUUAAAAACUGGGGCUGUUGUUUCUAUUAUUAGCCCUUGUAUGAGAACACAUGGAUUUAAGUUUAUAGGAUGUAAUACAAGAACGUUCAAGAAAUCGAGUGCAUACUAUACUGUGUUUCCAUGCAGCUAGUAUCUGCUAUUUUCUUCAAGUUCAAGAGGAAUCAAUGGCAGCUACUCAGUUUGUGGGAAAAGCCGUCAAAUGUAGACAAGAAAGCAUCAUUAAUCAGUGCAGAAUAGGUUCCUUUGCAACAGGGGAACAUCCAGAAUUGAGGCAUUUAUUGACAGACACUCAACACACCUAUUGGACAUAGUUCACCCCCAGCCUCUGCAGUUCCACCUCUGAAGAAGGAGGCUUGAUGUCCUAUAAUCCUACUUCAUUAUGUAACCCCUGGAGAUGCCCCAUACUGGCCAAUAGAAAGAACACAUUUUGAAGACGCCAACAUUUAGCUUCACUUGAAACCCAGAGACUGUUUCCACUUUUACUGUAUGAUAUCAGCAUAAACAUGGUCCAUGGUCCAACAGCCUCUCCCACACCUGGUUGGUCCCUCUGGGGUCUGGCUUGUUUUUGCCCUUGGAGGCUCUGGCAGCCCACUGAAGUGUGUAAGAGUUGAUCCUAGCCGCCCCUCCACCUCUCUCAUCUUUAUUCUAUCAAGGCCAAAGAAGGGGAAAGAGAUUGCUUUUGAAGACGUCGUGCGUUUGAACAAUCAGUCAUCGGUCAGUCUUAUUUGCUUUGAGCUCCACGCCUGCUUUCCUCUCCGGUUCGUUCACCCCGGUGCUGGAGGAGGUCCCGGGGGAGAGUCUACGCCUCCCAUUAUGUAGAAGUGUAGAGCAGACUACAUCUCUUUUCGCAUUAACAUUUCACGCUCUGAGCUUCAGAGUGAAUUAUAAUGAUGGCGACAUCUACACCCUUCAAUCUCCACCACCCAAAGCAAAGUGUUUGACUUGAGUAUUUAGAGUUUGGACUCAUAGAGCAGAAAGUUCAUGAAAUCAGUUUGUCAAUUAUCUAACCUGAGGUGGCUAUUUUAACGAGCCAGUUUUGAAACAGAGGGAUAAUCUGACAGGUUUGCAAAGACUUAAACAGCCUACAGGACAAGGACCAGAGGAAGCUUUGUGGAGAAAAAAAAUAAAAAAAGCUGUUUUAUUAUCAUUAAAUAUUUGAAUGAGUCGACUGUGGCCAGUUUAAGAUAAGAUUUUCUCUGAUUGUUGGCAUUUUUAAGACGUUUUUGUGCCCUUCACCUUCAGUCAUUACAGUUUAGGACACUGUAUUUCAGUUCACUGAAUGGCUGUUAAGUAGGGAUGGGUGAUAAAUUAUCAUUUACAAUAUAUCGUUAGAAAAAUCCUCCAUGAUAGAUAUUAGCUAUCUCAAAAUAAAUACAAUAAAUGCAAGUUGAUGACCUAAGCGCGAGCGACGGACUCACAGCCAUGGCCCACACAGAGCAGAGUAACAAACAAACAUGGCCGAAGGUAAUGAAGAAGACGUUUCAGAGCAGCUCGUCACUGAACGAGGCUCCACAUGAGGAGAUUGGGGUUUAGAUGAGCGCAAUCAGGUAUGCCUGACAUUGGAGAGUGGAUCUGCUGCUGUUCAUACUGUGCAAUAAGAGUUUUCAAGAAAUGUUGAAAUGUUUUCACAUUUGACAUGCAGGUCCUCAGCGACAUUUCCUGUCAGUUCACUCCCCAUCCUCCAACUAUUUAAGUUAAUGCUCAUCUUCCAGCCUUAAUAUUAACUUAUUAUAUUAGUUAUAAAACAUUUAUAUCUUGUUAAGUGUGUGGUAUUUAAAAAUGAGUGUCGUGGACCAAACAGUUUCUUUAAAGAUAUUUAUUUCCGCUGUUAAAAUGGACCGUUAAUUCAGGACUUUCGCUUUUGGAGCCUGCCUCAAGUGGACUCUGGAGAAACUGCAGUUUUUUCCACUUAAGCGUUGGCUUUAUUUUUUAACUCCAGGAGUUUACUGCUUGUGACAAUAUCAAUCUGUGCCUGUCAGUGAUUAAAAAACAGGAUUUUUUUUUAAACAAACUUUAUUUGGUGCAUUUUCCCAUGAAUAAAGCCACAGCUGUUGAAAAAUGAAACAAUCCACAGGAGCAAUCCCCAAGACAUUUUAUACCAACUGGGAAUAUAAGCCACAAAAAUGUAAAAGAGUGGGCCCAGGUUUUAAAAAAAGCCUUUGCAAGCUCCUUAACAGUGACCUUAAACUGUGAGUCACUUUGUGGGGACCUACUGGGACUCCACAAAAACCCUCUGGGACGUCCUUGUUCCCGGUGUGAAAACCACCGCGCUCUAUAGCUGCCAUUUUGACUGUGAGUUUUCAUGCACCUCUCGGGCGGACUGGAGGCUGUGAGCAGACCCAGCCUCAGCUCUUUGUCAGCAGCCGUAGACUCCUGCCUCCUUUCAAUAGCACAUGAUGAAUGUACUUCCCAGCAUGGAGGUUCUUUGUGUUGGAACGUUUCAUGGCUCUGACAUACAAAAACCGAGCAGAUGGUUUCUCUGCCUGCUUUUUGUUCAGUCACCAGGCUGAAGAUUUCUGUUAUUGUCAGGAUCCGCAUGAUUAUUGAAGCAUGUGUUCAAAAGAAGACAUCACUUGGUGAAAGAGUUUUUUUGGUGUCAAGCUGAGGAAUUACAGAAAUCAAAGUCUGCUGGUUUGAAUGGACCCAAACCAAGACUCCAUUAGGCUGCAAAUAAAGAAUUUUUUGUCUGAUUUUGGGAGCUUGACGUUAUCGAAAUCCAUCAGCACAUUAUGAAGAGUUCAGGCUUAUUCUAUGAAAAAUAUAUCUAUGCAGAUAAUCUCAUAACCAUGGGAAGAAAUAUUACCAUACGUCAUCAUUUCACCACAUCAUUUCACCUGCUCUGAACUGUGAGUGUUGUGCUCACAUCCUGAUCUGAACUUUGGAGCUUCAUUAGGUCCAUCAGAAAGUGUCUGACUGUACAAGCUGCUGCAUCUGUCUGCACCUGUUUGUCAUUAUUUCAGACAUAUGGUCCAUCUGCUGUCUAAUGAUUCAAAUAAUGCUCGAUCAGUUGUUUCAGAGGAAGCAUUAAAGUCAGAUGGGGAGAAGAUAAUGUUUCUCAGCGAUGUCCUGACGGGCCACUGGGCCUCUCAGUUUGGCAGCCAAGGUAGAUCUCUGCCAGUCGUGUCUUAAAGACCAAAGCAUGGCGCUGAUUGGCUGUACAAAUUUGUCCGCUACGAACACUAACUCUUGUUUAACUCUUCUUCUGACCCAGGGUUACAGCUACUGAGCCUGAGUUUUCACCAACUGAAAGGUAAACAUCAGUAACCCGGUGGUUUUGUGCCUCUGCUGUGAUCAGAUUUGUCUUUUCUUGGCUAGUGAAAGUCAAAAAAUCUCCUUUUCUUUUGGUCUGUUAUUGUUUACAGUCCGACUCACACUUUGCAAUUGUAAUUUUCAUCCAAAUAUCUGUUUAGAGAUUAAACCAGUGCAACAUUGUCCACUGAUGCUGCUGGACACAUUUGGUUAUACCAAAAACUCUUGUUCUUCUUUCACAAAUGUUUGCGUUUAAAGGAUUUCUGACCCCUCCUGCUGUACCGGUACAAGUCCAGUAAGAGAUUUAAUCCAGAGACUUUAUCAUAGACUGUAUAUACUAUGGACAACUUGGUUCCUCCUUCCGCCUGUAUAUGGAUUUGAAGCUGAAAAGCUCUCGGUAAUUCUGUGAUUUUUCUCCAUUUCCUGAAACCAACAUUGCGCAGUAGUGUUGUACGCAUUUGGCAGGAGAGUCGCUGUGAUGACGCUCGGCUCAAACAGCGUAUCUCCCGGGUGAGCUACGCAAUCUUCGUACGCCCAUAGGCUGUAUCAAGUGUCAAUCAUAGAAAACAUGAACCUCCUAAUAACUUUUAAAAACGGAGCUGCACAGAAAAAAAGAGGACUUGAGCAAAACCAGUCUUACAAUAACUACAUGUCAACAUCACAAGCAGGGGGGGAGAAAAAUGUACGUCUGUGUAAAAAAAUUCUAAAAUUUGUCCACAGCUCCAUAGGGAUUGCUGGAGGAGGCGGGAUUUAUGACCUAUACUGCAGCCUGUCACCAGAGGGUGCUGUUCUCGGGGUGGCUUCACCCAGAUCUAUAUACAGUCUAUGUAUUUUAUUCACAAUGACCCACUGAUGACUUUAAACCAGAAACGCUAUAUGAUCACGCUCAAGUUGUCUGUGAUCCAUCUUUAGAGCAGGAUCUGGAUCCUGCUUUCUCAGUUAAGUAACCCCAGCAUGGUCAGGCUUUUUUUAGAGAUCCAGAUCUCCUGGCCGUUUUUAAACCUGGCUCUUUGUACCUGAUGCACACUCCUCAGACUGUCUGAUGUCUCAGUGCUGCUUUCUUUCAGUGAAAUAACACAAAAGACUGACACAAACUGAAAUAGUUUCAAAGCUUCCUGCGGACCCCAAAUCACUCUGUCUGACUUUAAACAGCGUCUCUUUGUUUGCAGUAUGUCAUAGUUGUGGCGUUCCUGAAUUUAAAUUGUUGAUCUCCUUUACAGACAUUAAACUUUGUGAGUGUAUUUCUCUCUGUGAUCAUUGCUAAUAUUAAAACCCAGAGGAGCGACAUGACCCGCUGUCUGGCACUGUGAUUUUACAGCUCUGAAGAAGCUUUAAUGCCGCAUGAAACUAAAACUGAUGAACUAGCAGAGACGCCUGUCAGCCUGUCUGAUGUGUUUUUACUCUCCUCAUGAUUUAAUUUAUAAAGUAUGUUAAACAUGAACUCAGCAGGAGCUGCAGAAUAAACAUAAAACUGUCUCUAUCAGGCGCCAGUUCUGCUUAGUUGGUCAAGUCGCUGAAUCUCUGAUCACUGGAUCGAUUUCCAGUCAUGACAAGAUUUUUUGCAUGUCAUCUAACACUCCCUCAUCCCUCUCAUGCCCAUUCAAGCUAGAAAAAUCCCUCAAAAUAGUGAAAAACGUUUCCUUUAAUUCUGUUUGAACUUGGUGAACCAACCUACAAUUGUUACAGUUCCUUCAAGUGUUUGCCUAGACAGCUGCAGCCUUUUAACAAUUUACCUAAGCAGCGUGUGUUACCCUGCCUGCAGCUGCCCUGCAGCACAUCGUCUGAGAGCGCAGGAUGAAGAGUCUGAGCCGCUGAGAAAAAUUCAUCCUGAGCAGCAAAAAGCUAUUGUUUCUUUUCUUUAGUGCUGUGAGUGUCAGAUCUAAUUUUCAGUAUAGGUUAUUUGAGGUGUGUGCGUCAUCAAGUAUCUAUUCCUUGUAAACAACAUUGAUUAGGGCCAUAAACAAAGGGCAUUAGUCAUACUAACUGCAAAUUGAAAAAAUCCAUGCCUUCUUCAGGAGGUGGCUGAUGAGGAGCGUCGAGUCGAGACGUCUUCGGGGCUGAUUUUCAUUAAGACGAGCUCUACUCGGGGCCAUUCAUCGUGCCUCUCCUCGAAGAAUCCACUCGCCUCCUUUUGCUUUAUUCUCCUGAUUGAUAAUGACACACUGUGUGAGGCUUUGUCGUUUCAGACUUCACAAAGGUGGUUUGUAAGGGAAGGGGGGGUUUAAAUGGAAUGUGCAUCUUACUUUAUCACUGUCUAUAAAAACCAGAGAGAGGUACUUUGUGAGACCCUGCAUACGUUUUAAUAAGUUUCAGAAAAGUCACUGGGGUUGAGUUUAUCAUGAUGAGACUUUGGGUCUCAUUCACCACCUGCUCUCUAUGAAGCAACCGCCACUAAUGCACUUUUGAGGAAGAAUUUGGCAUGAAUCAAAGUUUAUCUUAGCAGUAAAAUCUACAGACACCCAGAGCAGUCUUAUGCUGCGUUCCAGUUGUACUCAGAAGUUGGAAUUUUUGACCUCCAAGUUGGAAUUUCAUCUGGAACGCCCCCCUGAAGUUAGAUUACUGACUCGGAAUGUCAGACAAUCCUCACCAACUCUGACUUUACGACAACAUCAUAAUCCAAGAUGGCAGCGCAGUGCAUCAACAGUAAAGAGUAACAGUGCAAGCUCUCAUAAUGUUUUACUUAUUAACAUUUUUGUUUCGUUUUUGUCAAUGAAGUGGUAUAUGAUGUACUGUCCAAUGUCUAACUAUGAGCACGGUGCUAUGGUGUCUGUAAGAAUAGAAUACUGUGUUAUGCGUUGUUUACAACUGGUAUAGCUAACCACAACUAACAACAACUGACAAUGGCUAACGACAGCUGACAGUUGUAAACAACAGCUAACAACGGCUAACAGUAGGCGUCCAUCUUGGCUUUCCGACUUGUUAACUGGAACACCGUCAACUCGGGUGUAAUGUCAUUUCCAGCUCCGACAUCCAACUUCCAAGGUAACUGGAACACAGCAUAAUGCUCAUUUGAGGUCUGACAUGACUGUGCAAAAUGUUCACAUAGGCCUGACAUACGGUUGGGGUCGGGGUUCUCUUGACAGAGUUUCAUCUGCAAGAGUUGGAGGUUAAUGUCUUUGUCCAUCUUUGUCUAAAUAUUUUGUGAUCAUGUUAAUAGAUGCAUGUUAGCCUGAGCCGCUCCAGAACAAGCUUGUGAUAUGUAAUGAUAAACUCACGUCUGUGGAUGACAGCAGACAGAUUUUUACGUCUCUGUGACUUAAACUGAAUCUGUGUGCUCUGGGGUUCAGUUGUCUUUGGUGUAUCCUCCUGGUCUGCUCAGACACCACUUUAGUCCUGUUGAGUUUCUGCUGGUGAGUCUUUCAUAAUUCUGUCUGAUUAUCUUCUCAUAAUUGCUCCUCUAAAAAUUAGGUCCGUAUGAAUUUACUCUUGUGUUGUCUGGCCAGCUAAUAAGUUUAAGGUAUUAACUUUGGGACGACUAAAACUGAGGCCAUUAAAGAGGUGUGAUGAGGGUCUAAGUAGCUAUAAAAAUUAACAGCCUCCAUCCUUGCUGCCACUCCUCUUUUAGCAUCUUAGUCUGAACCAUUAUAAAAGUGUAAACCCCUCCUCCUCCUCCUCCUGUUGAUUUAUUCCUGUUGAACAGGAUCAGGCUGUGAUUUUGUGUACUUUCUGCUAUCUACACACUCCCUCCUCUGCAGUAACUCAGUGCAGAAGCAUGGGGUGCAGAUAAGACGGCGAGCCAUUGACCACCCACAGUUUGCAUAAGAAGCAGACACUGGGACGGUGACAGCUGAGGGUGCAUAGUAAUGGCAUCAGAGCGCUGUUUCCACUGCCCACUGGUUUGGUGUUAUCGCCGGCUUUUUCUGUUGGCCCUGUCCCGAGGGGCUGAAGAUGUUUGGUGUGUGUCGCUGACUGUCACGCCCUCUGACAGAACAGCGAAGCGCCCAGAUGGCAAAGCUUAUCUGUAUGCUGUGCUGCUCCAAGGACAGAGGCACCGGGCUGUAGCCUCUCUGAGGAUGUAUGUCAGACAGGAACAACCUGCUGCUGACAGAGCUCUCAUGACUGUAACACCUCCACAACCUGGUACCUGAGUCUUCGGAAUAUUGCAGCUCAAAGACCUUCUCUGUUUUUAGAGUGAACCUGCGAUAGGCUCACAGUCGGCCAUGUUUUUACAGACUGUUUGCUCCUGCAUAUGAUACAUGACUUACCUGCUCAACAUAGUUUUCAGAGGCACAUUUUACAUGGAUGCAACCACCUGAUUUUUUUGUUUGACAUAGUCAAGACAGAAAUUUCAGGACAAUAAAUUAUAACUUUUCAUUUCUAUAAAAUGAGGUGAUGACUUAGGAGCUGUUAAGAAGUCUAAAAAAAGUAAGUCUAGUCAAACCAGCUAGUUUACAGGUAAGAAAACACCCAGAAAACAGUCAAAAGUGGAGAUGCUAUUUUUUGUUCAAGUAGCAAAGCAUGUUAAUAUCAUGUCAACCUUUAACCAGAGUUAUGACUCCAGCUAGUGCUCACAAACUUUUCUAUAUUCCAGGUGUGUCCAUAACAAAGAUUUCAGACCAAAUGCAGAGGAGAGUUUCCCUGACUGUUCAUCAGAUAACCUCCAUCAUUUCAUGAUUUAUUUACGUCCCUGAGAGAAACUCCUGUUCAUCUGUUUGUGGUGAAUCUAAGUUUCACUGUAGAUACUAAGUUACACAGAGGCUUUAGUGUGGCUUACUUCAGCGGUACGAACCUGAAAAAGAAAUCAAUUCUCUUCUGGUUUUCUGAUAGUCAAAGGGGUAAUCCGGGGUAAAAUUAAUCUAGGGUCAAACACACCAUAACAAAGAAAGAGUAAUGUUGCCGACCGUUUGCUUCUCUAGUUAUACCAACUUUAGUGACAACUGCACGAUAUCAAUACACAGCAGCAGGGUGACGCAACUCAAGGAAGAACAUAUAUGAUCAUUUCUUCAUGGAAAUGCAAUCAGACCGAGACUCUGAGGCAGAAGAACUACUGCGUCUGCAGUGCAAAAUGAUUAAUAUGGUGAUUACUUCAAGGAAAGGAGGUGUUAAAGUAAUGACAAUAAAUGUUCUUCCUUGAGCUGCGUCACCCCGCUGUAGUCCGUAAUGGACUGACCCGAGGGCUUGCUACAAACAAGUGGCUGCUGGAAGAGAGUAGGUGAGUUGUGUUUAGUCUCUUUGCGAAAGAAAUUAGGCAAAGCUAAAAAGAUGUUUGGUGGCGAGUACUAGGCUAGGACCCUGUAUGUACUGUUGAUGAAGUUAGGUGCUGUUCUGAGCAUUAUUUGUGGCUAUAGAGUGGCGUCGAGGUUUGUUUAUGGCUCCUCAGAUCGCUGUGUAUUGCUAUCCAGCGGUCGUUACUGAAGUUGGUAUAACUAGAGAAGCAAGCAGUUGGCAACAUUCAUCUCUCGAGGGGGUGUCUAACUAGAUGUUACAGUGUGUUUGACCCUAACUUAAUUUUACGCCGGAAUAUCCCUUUAAGGGGUCUUAAGUUUGCCAAAAUAACUGUCCUUAAAAAGAGAAGAAAAUUUAAAAUCUUGAAGGUCAGAUCAGAUCUUCUGAAGUUCAAAUGUUUGCUGCAGAGUCGGUUGUUAGCUCACAUUGAACCCGCCUAAUAACCUCCUCUGGACUCCUUUUCUUUCAUGUUGGAUGUGUUUUUGCUAAAAACCCUCCAAAGACCAUGAAGGUCUCCCCUGCUAGGCUGUGAAUGAUAACGCUGGAGGGUUGUGAUGAUGUGUGAACAUGACACAAAGCCCUUCAACCAUCAUCGCCCGUCCUCUAACCUCCGGGGCGUGAACGCCUGAGUCAGCUUAGAGACCCGGACAGAUGGAGGCGAUCUGCUCCCUUAACCACCAGCUGGAAGAGCGGCGGAGGGGGUCUGAGGCAGGUGGUGCGCUGAUGGAUAUUACAGUAAUAAUAAUAAUGUUACCACUACUCAGGAGUUAUAUUGAGGCAAUACAGAAGCUUAUGGUUCAGAAAAUAUGCAGUAACAGGGUUCAUGGCUCCAAAUGUUUUUACCUAAAUAGACCUGGACCACAUAAAAAAACUCUUCAUUCUUUUAAAGCAGAAACUUGGCACGCAAACAGUUUUAAUUGUAAAACCUUAAGAAGAAAGAUGCACACCUGGAUUUUCAGACUGGAGUUGCAUGUCUGUAAAAUAAACAGAUUUAUUGGAGUUAAUUAUGGUAUGAAAUUAAAGAGUCAUUAGGCUUUUAACAGUCUUAUUUUUAAAGAGUUAGGAGAACUCAGUCGGCUUCAGUUCAAUGAGGAGAAAACUAAAAGAAAAACAAAAUCAAUCCCACUUUCAAAUUAAGUAAAUUACCCAGAAUUCACUGUUAAACCUGGCAACGGUUCGAACAGUAAAACUAAUGUUAUCGAUCUAUAAUCAACGAUUGUUCCAUUGUUGAGAACUGCACUGUUAUUCGUCCUUAAAUUGUAAAGUAAUCAGUCCAUUAGGAGUUAGAAAACCAGAUUUACCCCGAUCUGGAUCAUUUACUAAUUAGGUUUUUUGUUGAUUAAAGUAUUGAUUGACUUGAUUGCUCAAGCUUUUGGCUUUCUCAGUUUCAAACCUCACAUCUCCUUUGGAUGCAGAAAAAAUAUAAUUAUAUCACAUAUGAAUAACAGAGAUUUACACCCCACCCAGAAAGUUGAACUGACUCGACAUUUACUGGAAGAUGAUGCAGGUGAAAAUGUUUCCAAACGGACCUGUAUGUUUUCUUUUCUUUAUUAUAAAUCUCAUUGUCACCCUUGUCCAUUGUCUACGGUGGCCCUAAGAGUCAACUCAGGGACACACAGACAUACAGAAACAAGUUUUAAACACAAAAAUGCUUCAAAAAAUUGCAAAACAGUUCAGGAAGACAGUAUGAUGCACAACACAAAAACAAUCACAAAAUGUAACAUUUUUCAAACCUAAAGAUAAUAAAUAAAAUGUAAAAACCUUUUUAAUACACGCAAAAAUGCAAAAUUAAUUGAUAAAAUGCCAAAAAAAGCUAAUUCAAGAAUAUUUGAGUGAACAUUUUUUAAUGAAUACAGCACACAAUCACUUUUAAAACUAAAAAGUUUAAUAGAAUUCAAGAAAAUUUAUGAAUUGCAAAAGCAUUUCACAGGGUUCAAAAAUAAAGUGUGUUAUCUGAAAGUUUGUCUUUGCACUUCAGAAAAAAAAUUAGACACUUUUUGAAUUGUUUUUCAGAUUGAUCAAAAGUUCCUGCGUUACAUUUAGUAUUUCCACACUUUGCUGAAAGUUUUUGAGUCCUGAAAGCAGGGUAAAGAAAAAAAAUUUUCAGAUUUUCUAAAAGCUUUUGUGCGCCAUGAAAUUCUUUUGCGUCUUCUAAAAAGCGUCUGAGCAAUUCUAAAUAUUUUCAGCAACCUCUUAAAAGUUUUUUUAGACUUUAAUCAGUUGUUUUGAGAUUUGUACAAAGUUUUAGCGCUUUGUAAAAUGUUCUUACAUGAGCGCUCCAGUGAACAUGUUUUUUUAUAUUUCGUGAAAUAUUUAGUUAAUGAUUUUGACCUUCAGGGCCACUGUAUCGUUUGCUACUUCAGGCGUGACUCCCUUCUGUGUAUUCUCUGCGUUAGCGUCUCAUUAGAAGGAUCUGUUGAUCGUCAGAGCAGCCAGUGUGGAGCUGAUUGCUGUUAAUGAUGUUAGGUUUGUCUCGGGAUGUUAAACUUGGCGCAGAGGUGUGUUUGCAGGAAGUUCAGAGUUUAGUAGUGACAGCAGGGGGAAAUGAGCAGCACAGCUGAUGCUUAUAAAGAACAGUGCCAGUUUAAUUUUCACCCUUUGCCUCUGCUGCCUUCAGUCCACACUCAGGGAAUAUUUUUUCCUCCAGUAUGUCUCAUUUUCAGGGCCACUCCUGACUUUUAAUGCCCGUUCAUUUUUCCCUGAGAGAAGAGCUUGAUGUUAGAAAGUUCCUCUGAUGCCGGUGAGAUGAUUUCUUCCUCAGGUAAUGUGAGUUCAGUCGAGCUGCUCUGUCCAUGAGAGUGUCAGUAAUAUUCAGAAGAAGAAGAAGAGGAAGUCCUCGGGAGGUGAGAGACGAGCUGCUGUGCUGAUAGAUGACACCCAGCAGCUGAAUGUGAGCACCUUAAAGCUUAUUUGUCCUGGUUCUCACAUGUGUUGCCAUGGCAGCAGAAAGUUAAAGUCACCGUUACCAGGACACUGAGAGAGCGUGAAAGCGAGAGAAAUCAAAAUCCUUCAGUCGCUGUAAUUUGACCCCUUGCGAAUCUGCUUUCAGAGAGAAUAAUGACAGAAAGCAGAGGGAGAUAUGCCGCGAUGGAGUGUCAGGUUCUCAGCAGAAUGUCACUUUUUGCAGUUUGUGUUGCCGAGGCACGGUAAAGUUAAGGGUUUUUGUUAAGCUGACAGAGCAGAGAGAAGUCAGUCAGAGGUAAGAGCACUUAGUUUACGAAAAUAAAGGAGCUGGAUCGAGGACUAAAAGGUGCUAUUUUCCCCCUUUUUGCUGGAAAGUAUACCAUUUUAUUAGACAGGACCAUUUAAAGAUGCAAAAUUUGUGGCUUUUGCAUAAUUUGUGUUUUUUGAGUGAGUCUGAAAUUUCAGCCUAAGGAACAAAUUCACUUUGUGUCCCAAGAGCCAAACGUUAUCGAGAUUUCACAGUUUUUGCAUUUGUGAGUGUUUUUAACCGUUGUCGAUUUCAUAGGAGAUAAAUUAAAUGAAGGGAAUUGAAGUCCUAAAUGCUUUCCUUCCCCUUCAAUUCACACCCUAAUGCCACUGAUGUUAACAGGGAUCGUUGUGGGUUCCUAGUGUCGCUCAAGGACACUUUGGCACCUGGGCAGGUGGAACAGGAGGGACCACCGACCCUACAAUUAGAGGACAAUCACCAUUUUACCUGCUGAGGCACAGCAGGUAGAGCAGUUCUCCAUCUGUCCCCUUUCUGAGGAGAACCAAGGUGGAAAGAACAUUCAGAAACUAAAGACUCAGCUUGGUCCGGUUCAGUCCCCCUGAUAAGGUUUUAGUGUCUCUGAUGAUGUUUGUCGUUUUCUCGUGUCCGGCUCUUUGUGUUUUGUUGGCGUUGCUGAUUGGAUCUUGUUUCUGUUUCACACUUUUCUAUUAUUCAUGAUCUCAUUUAUAUUUAUGUAAAACACUGCUGUAAGAGAGGCUGUUUUUUCUGCAGUCGACCAGGACAGACUUCUCAAAUUUUUAGAUUGGGAGCCUUAAACAGGUGCGAUAAAUACUAAUAUUCAUCCGUGGAUAGGAGAGAAAUAUCUAGUUUUACAACUUUGUCUCUCUGACUGCAUCACCGUUAUCCUGUAACAGUUGUGAAUAAACUAUUGAGGAGUCUAAGAACCAAGCAUUUUAGAUUUGACCUGAGACCAACCAGAAACAGAUGAACGUAUGUAACUUUGGGAUGUGUAAUAAACUCUAAAACAGCGUUUGCGUCUGUUAGGGCUGGGCGAUAUGGCCUCAAAUCAAUAUCAUGAUAUAUUGAGCAAUUCACCUCGAUGAAAAUAAUGAUAAAUGGACGAUAACUACUCCAGAAGCUGCUCACCCCCUCCCACAUCAACUUCAUUUACUUCAGCUGCAGCUCCAGCCGCUACAACUUUUGAACCGCCCUCCAUCUCCUCACCUGUCUUUCCCUCUUUGUUACGGACUGGAUGGGGUAGAGUCAUGUCUCUGACGUAGGACACACAUCCAAAACCAACUUUUUAUAAUUUAUUUACAAGGAUUAUACCGAUAUGGGCAAAAUGAUGUCGGUAAAUUAUCCCCCAACCCUAGCGUCUGUCACAUUAUCCGGCUGGAGGUCAUGAAAUUCUGACCCCUGGCUGCACAGAAAUGCAUGAUAACAUCUAUUCCCAGAGGCGCAGAACACAUAUCGUAGUUGGACAUUGAUGGACAGUUUAAAAAUUGACCAAUUGUCCAAUACUGCGAACACUAUCCUAAACAGGAAGUGCACUCCUCUCUCCAGCAGCCUCUCCAGUUCUUCUCACUUCACUUUGACACUUAACUCAUCAAUUUUCUUUUUUGGAUAAUUUUUCUCAAUUUAAUGUUGAGAUUUUCCUGCAUCUUGGCACUUUAAUUUGACUUUCAUCAGAGUCAAUGAAACUAAUGACAUUAAAAGAGCUGAUGUUCCAGCAACCACUUAAAUGCAGCAAUUAGGGGACGUUAGUUGCCACAUCUGUCUGAUAGGGCAGAAAUAUUUGCUGUGAAAGAUGUGCAGAGCCAUCGGGCUGCAGAGUAGCCUCAGAAUCAGCACAUGAAUACCUUGAAUAAUGUACAGGAAAUCACGAUUGAGUAAAGCAGAGCUGUACUUUGUUCCGCCUAUGUGAUUUGUGAGUGUUUCCAGGUCCCAGUUCUGUCAGUAAAGCUCUGUAGUGUUCACACAAGCAGACCGUAAGGAUUACAAACAGCCCUCCUCACAGCUCGAGUUCUUACAAAGAGCUUCGUCAGUACAUCUCUGCUUCUUUUUAUCCUUACUCACCAGCUCUGCCCCCGUCCUCGGGGGAGACAGAAAUCCAAUAACACACCUUCACAGGGAAAAAAAAAACACUGAUGACGACACAGCUUCACUUCUAUACCGCUGCACGGCUCUGUAUGAAGCAGGCUGGCUGCUUUAUGUGGAGUACAGUCAGCAGUAAAAGGAAAGGUGGAGAUUUUUUGUUCUGAUAGAGGAAGAGAAAGAGGGGGGAUCCUUUGUGCGUCAACAAUCAGGUCAUUGUCAGGGCACUGAUUGAGCUGUAGACACGUAAAUGGAAGUCUAAGAGUGAGAGCAGAGCUGGUUUUACACAGCGGGCUUCACAAAGAGGAUCUGGACUGGGUUAACCCCUGAUUUUAACCAGUUUUAGGAUGGUGGUUCAAUUCUUGCCAGGGCCCAGAUGAAGGUCAGUAGGAGGAUUUCAGGGAAAAUAAAGGUAAAAAAGUUAGAGAUCAUCAGACAUCAUCUGGACUUAAGGUAGAAAAAGAUCAGUUUAUGACAAAGAGCAGCAAAUCAACCUCAGUUUUCAUCUUUCCUGCAGCAUCACUUGUUACUCUGACGAUAACCGUGUUUCUUUCUCAUACCCUCUACGAACUCUUUGAUGCACAAAUCUAUAUAAAACUAGCUAAAACUGUAUUGAACCUGCUCAUGGUUAAGCGUUUAUGUAUUCCUGUCAGGGGUUUCUACAAGCACCUACUGUCUGUCAAACAGCCUGUUUGUUCCUCAGUUACUGCCAACAGCUUUACAUUUUGAAUAACAAGUUGAGAUCCUCUUCUGCUGUACUUCUACAACCAAUGACCUUUACUUUAUAUUAAUACGAGCAUGAGAAAGACGCCCCAAUCAUAAAUCAUCUGUAUGUGUAAGUAUGGAGGCUGAAAAAGCUAAUCUAAACGAUGGUGUCCAAUGGAUACCUGUAUAAUUGUCCUAAAUUCCCCCCACUCUUGAACCCCUGAUGCUUUCCCACCAUCUGACUGCUCCAUACGUUCGUGGACAGCACUGGUGAUAAUUAACUUGUUUACAACACAAUUCAAUACAGUAUAACAUUUCUUGAUCCCCAAAGGGAAAUUCAUUAUAUUUGGAAGACUUGUGCUGAGUAGUAUGGGAAAAUAAAGAGGUUUGUAUUCAGCUAAAGUUGAGGCUUGCAAAUUGAGAUGCCCUCUGAAAACCCUGACAGACUGUGUUGUCUCUCUUUAUAUCAUUACUUUCAGCUGGGAGCAGCAGAAUUAGUAUGUAGAAGAAGCUGCAGUGUGCAUAAAACUGCUCAUCUAUUUCCACUUUCUUGUGUGGUUUGUGUUUUUCUGGCAUUUCCUGGGGACACUCUUUUCAUUUCCUCCUCCAAAUGUGAAGAGCUCUGACGGCGUCUGUGGUGACGGUUUAAUUAAUUAGUAUUCUUUGGCUCUCCUGUUGCCUGUUGUCUCCGUCUCUAUCUAUCGUCCUCUUCCCACAGCGCUCGUCUGUCUCAACUCUCUCUAAAAUAAUCCUCUGCUCACCACUGUACUCUAUCUCUGCUAUCGCAUUCUUCCUGUGCACUGUGACGUGUUAAAACAUGAUCGAACAGAGUUAAGUGCGUUGAUUUAAAAUGCAGGAAUAGGUUUAGGAUCAUUGUGGCCUUCAUUUUAUCACAUUACAGUUAAUUUCUGCAGACAAGACCUCAGGCAGUAAGAAGAUAUGACUUUGUUCCUUCCCACUUUGACUUUUCCAGUGCACAGACGCAUCAUUCAAAACCGGAUGCGCCCCACAUAAAUGCAAGGGAAAGCAUUCUCAAGCGACUUGAAUAAUAGCUAACAGCACUUCACAUUUAUAGUCAUAAUGUCAGUGGCAUUUAGGGCUGAGUCUGACUGGCCUACAAAUCCACUAAGAGCUAGCUUAUACCGUCCAAAAUACUGUGUGUGCAGGGGAGACAUGCACACACUGUGCUGAUUCCCCAGAGAAGCCGAACUCUGGCCGUCAUCGCUGGAGAAAUUUGUGAAAUUAAUUGAGCCAAUAUUCGGAUCAUUCGACAUCCCUUCCAAGUACAUUUAAAAAGCAGGAGUCUGGCCCAGAACAAAAUUAAAUUUGGCAAAGUUUCCCAAAACAGCAGAAUCCAAAGUGUGACUGUGCAUGGGCAGAGGCUGUUAACCAGUUUAUUUAUUCACCAAGUCUACCCAUGUGGUUCAAAUCCACAGCUCAAGCUUCACGUCAUGGAGGGAAAGGAGAAUAAAAUCAACAAGUGUUACUUUCUAAAUGCGUCAUUGUUUAAAAAUCUGCUAAAUGAAGACCACAUACCCAUACCUUACUAUUUUUAUUAUCAGGUAGGGAUGGUGCUACCUGACAAUGAAGAUUUCAUCCUUUACAACAAAAUCAUUAGCGCUGUAAAGUCUUAGUCGACUGGUUAAUUUAUUGGUCGAUGCGUGCUUAGUCGACCAAAAUUCUGAUUGGUCGACUUUUUCUGCUUCAAUUUACGGUCUAUGGUUCAUUUCGUCAGGAGGAACAUACCAACUACUAAUGGGGUAGUUUUUAGAGCACCCCCAUUUCACACCUGUCUCAGAAAACCCCCCUUGUUUUUACCAUUUUGGAUUCGCCCAACCCACUGGAGACCGGCUGGAGACAGGAAGAUUGAAAAGUGUCCACGUUAAUCAACGUCCGGUGGUUUGCUGAAUACUUAUUUUUAUUUUGAGCAUUUCAACUUUCAUUGUGUUUAAUUGCCUUCUUGUGCUGAUAUCAGGAUAUAUUCACCCCGCCAAGCCGCACUCCGCUGAGCCAUGUUGUCCCCCUGCUGCAGAAAAUUUUAGGGUUUUACUUGACCAAGAAUUUCUUUGGUCGAUUACAGCCAUAAAAAUCCUGAAUGUGUUGGUAGCAUCUUUGCACAGAAACUUUUGGAAGCUUCUAGCCUUUUGUUUGUGUCUUGUUUGCACAAGAUUAGCAAGUGCAAACGCCGUGCCAUAUUUUUGUGGAUCAAGCUCUUGGUGUUUCCCAAAAGUGACGGUGUGCUCGUGGCGGGUGUUUAUGUGAUUGAACAAAUGCACUACCAUACUUCAAGUGCUCUUUUUUUAAAGUCCUUAUUUACUAGUAGCAUCAUUUUAUGAAGCUGAUUCGUUUUCUCUUGAACUGCCCACGUAUCUCCUCUCCUCUCCCGGUGUGGCGAUCUCAGCUUCAUCCUGUCCACCGUCAGAUUAAAAGGAAAACACUGAAAAAAACUGAUGGACAAUUAGUCAACGAUCAAAGCCGUCCUCUCCACUCACUGCGCGCUGCUCUCAUUAGAGGUCCAUCCAGAGAGAGAAAUGAGCCUGUUUGAUCAAAGUGGCUUUUUGAAAGUAAACCUUGGAGUCUCACUGUCAGAGUCCUGCAUAAACGGACAAACCCACCACAGACAUACCAAACAGGUUAAUGAAGUUAUCUGUAUUCAUGUACUGCCCAACUCUGCCACUCUCUGUUUCCAAAUCAAACCUAAAAUAAGUAUAUGUGUUUGGAAGACAGGAGGUUUGAAUGCAGCUGUAGAUUCCUUUGUUGGAUGAAACGAUCACCGUCAGAGUCCCUGAUCGCCUCCUCUUUGAGCCUCCAUCUUUAUUAUUUCACUUGAUUUAUUUUCCUUUCAAAGCAAAAUCUUUGCUGUACCCUCUCGGGUGAAAACACACAUAUUUUUGUGAGUUUUUUUUUUAUUUUUAUUUUUUUUUCCAGAGGUAAUGACGAAUCAUCUGUCUUUGAAUUCAAAAGAAAACGUUGAAGUGCGGCUCUAUGGAUCGAUAAAGCAAACACAGCAGAAAAAUAAAGAGAUGGAAGCAGAAAGAGAGGGAACAAAGACGAGCUGAAAACGAAUAAGCACACAAAAUAACAAUAAACCUAAAAUGAGCAACACCUGCUUAUCACUGUUUCCAAGGUUACGAUCAACAGGCGGGUGUUCACCCACCUGUUUUAUAGAUGUUUUUAAUUGGUUCACGAAGAACAGUGUUGCAAAGAAUAACACUGGUGCAUUCAGAGUAUCAGUCACAAUAUGCUUUCAGCGAGAAUCAAAUCUGUUGAAAUGAUGAGGAGAGCCAGACCUCCCUGACAUUUGCACGUGGAGCCAUCAUGAAUCAGGCAUCGAUUUUUGGAUGACGACCAUGUCAUGAUGACCAAGAUUUUACUACGACAGCUGCUCUUUGUUUUGUGAAUAACAGCAAAGGAUCCUACAACUUAAACCACCUAAAAUCCACAUCUUAGAGGACCGGGAACUCAACGUUGGAAAAUGAUUCUCAGCAUGAAAAACCUGCAUAAGUGUGAGAAAAUAAUGACUAAACUGAAUGAAAUUAAUGAAAUAUCAGUUUGCGGUGUGAAUUUCUACAUCCGGACUCAAAUUUGGGGUUUGAUCCAGGCUGCCGCGAGAGGGUCUUUGUUCAGGCUGGUCCCUGGAGGCUGGCCAUCCUCCAGUGAAUACAGGAGGACUGAAGCGAAGGCUGAGGAGACUUUGUUAGAGGAAGGAGGAAAGAGACAAGGAGUCAGCAGGUCAAAGGUAAAUCUCUUCUGUCAGCUUUCUGCUCCAUCAAGUAGCUUCAGUAAAUAUUGAGCUGUCAGAUCAAAAGUGACAAGCGUGACCCCCUCACCGCUUCAUCUGAACAUUUAACAAAGAAGGAAAUCACCGGCCCGCCCAGUGGACCUCUCCUGGGUGGCUGAAGCUGAGAUAAACCCCCAGAAAACAACCUGAUGCAGUAGUUUUUCUGUGUGUGUGUGCAAAACAGACAAACCUGUGUUCCUCCACCUCCUGGAGGCAGUCAAGAUGUCAAGAUAUGAGCCCAGAGAACGCAGACUUAGAUGAGAUUGGAUCGAUUUUCUGUCGGUUGAAUCAGUGGAUUGUCAGAACGCCUUGAAAGAGACGGUCAGGGGAAAAAAUAAAAGCCUGCAAGAGGACGUUUCUACAAGACAGAGGCUGGAAAAAAAAAUCAAUUCCUGGGAGUUGUUGUCUGCUUUGGGCUAACAGGCAGGGAGGUGUGUGUGUGAAUGUGUGUGUGUGUGUGUGUGUGUGUGUGUGUGUGUGUGUGUGUGUGUGUGUGUGUGUGUGUGUGUGUGUGUGUGUGUGUGUGUGUGUGUGUGUAUAAACCUGCAGCACAGCGCUGUCACGCUGUCCUCAGAGGACCACCAGGAAACACUUACACAGCACUUCAUAGAGCUGUUAUAUGAUGAGUUUCAUGUGACUGAUCUGUGAAAAGUCUCAAAGAGGGAGGACACGGCUGAAAACUUUUACUUAGGCUUUUUCAAUUUAAAUUGAGGUUGUAUAUUUCAGUCCAGUAAUGCGCAGUUUCUGUGCAGAUUUGAAGCUCUCUCCUGCACUGUGUUUUGACCAUGCCUUGCACUCUUCUUAGAUGGCAACUGUUUAGAGUUUUCAUAUUCUGAAUCCCCAAAAAGAGAACAUCACUACGCAGGGACGGAGUUGCAUGUAGUUAGUUUUGUCGGGUUAGAUUGAGUGUUUGUUACACGCUUCUAACUCAGUAAGUCCAUGCGACACAAACUCAAAACUUCCUUACAAAUCCCAAGACAUUUGAACAUUUUGUAUAAACUCCCCCAGACAAGGACAGACGGCCCCCAAAAAAGAGGACAUGUCCACGUAAAAGAGGACAUACGGUCACCCUACAACUGGUGUGAUUUGGAGUUGUAUAAUAAAGAUUGAUUAGUUGAUCAAUAAUUUUAGAGACUGACAGCAAAUAGCUCAAUUUCCACCUUCAUGUAGAAGAAAGUAAAACGGUGACUCCCGUACUGGCAUCAACAUCAGACUCCGACAAGUUAAAAGAAACCCACACUCAGAGACAGGGAGGCCUGUGCUGCUAAUGCUGGCUGUAUAGAUUGAAAUAAACAUGGAAACAGAAAUUAAAACAAAGUAAAAUCUAUGACUCGCUGAAUAUUUAUUUAUAACAACAACAACAAAAAAAAGUGAAACGUUUAACUUGCAGGUUUGUGAACACUGGUGAACAGUAAGACUAUUUAGAGUUUACAUUUUGAUGGUUAUUGUUGUACAAAAAACACAGUGUGAUAUACAGUCCGGAUUUAAAUGAAGGCUCAGUCAAAAUAAAUUUGCUCUAUGGCUUUCUCAUUAUAAAGAGACUCAAGUUAUUAGAGAGUCAUUUCAGCCCUGCUUUUAUGUCUGAUUCAUAGUAGAGUUGUAUUAAUCAUUUGCAUGUAUGAAUUAUAACACACAUUAAGAAGUCCUUCUCUUAAGCCAAACACUGUUGGACAUCAGUGGGCAGAGGCCUUUUUGCUGCAUAUUCUCAGCUUUAGAUCUGAAGCGUGACAGUCAAAGUUAUAUUGUGCAUCAUUGCUUCUGAUACAUUUUCACAUUGAUUCAGACAUUCUCAAACUGAAGCAGCUGUCAUAUCAGAUCAGCCAUCUGUGAUGAACACCCACCACGUCUUAUCGACAACUGCAGCUGUCAGCCACUCAAAUCAGCCAGUUAGCAGCUCAGGUUUGAGCCUCACUGUAGCUGAGACUGAAAGCUGUCUGUAACACAUAGCAGAAGACAAAUGCUCCAAUUCCAGUCCUCUUUGACAGCGUGCUGUAAAUUAUGAUGUAUCUGUGCGUAAAAAAUUACACUGAACUAACACGUCUCACAUAUGUUUAUGGGGUAAGUACUGUGAGAAAUCACAACACAUUCAGAAAAAUACCAACAUGGGUUCUGUAGUGUGGCUUUUAAGAACUUAAUGUACCAAAAGUAUAAAAGUUGUACCGGAUUUUUUUUUUUUUUUACAGUAUGCAUAUUUUUAGCCUUGCAAAGUUAUUUCUUUUGUCUAACUGGCUACAACCAGAACUGUUCCGCUGUUUCCCCUAGAAUUAUUUUUAGUCGUUACGUUCAUGUUACGUUAUCCGCAUAGACUGUAUAUACUAUGGUUGGUUCCGCCUCCCACCUGUAUACGGAUUUGAAGCCAAAUAGCUCUCUGUAUUUGCAGGAUUUUUCUUCAUUUCCUGAAACCAGCACUGCGCAGUAGAGCAGCAGCAAAGACCCCCAAAUUACACAGCAGAACGGGCAUCAGUGUUAAUAUGACACUGGUAAAAUUACUCGGGAUUUCCACCGCAUUUCGUGGCAGAUUACGGACAGCAGAAAUCACGAGAUUUCACAAGAACCUGCGAAUUCACGUACAUGCACAUGAUAACAAGUUGUCUUCAGCCACAUAGGCUAACCAUAUAAGCAGUAGAUUGUGUCCUUCCAGAGGAGGAAAUCUACUUCUGGACUUAUAAAAUCAGCAUCUCUUCAUCUCUUGUGUCAUCGGGAUGAAAUGCUGUCUAUAAACCUUUCACUUGUUAGUCCCCGCCCGUUGAUCCGCCUGAAACACAGAUUGUUUAAUUUGAAAAGAGGCCAGAUGUUUUAUUUUGUGUCUGUGCACGACUUCCUUUCCAGCACAGGUUAAUCUCUGCUGAAUUUAUCUGGCAUGCUCUGGCGUCCGGAAAAAAUAGAACUCUUGCGAUUAGCUGCAGAGUCCAGCGAGCCACAACGGAACGGAAAAAUUGACACGUUGACUUGAAUGGCUACGAUCAGCCGAUACGGCCUUUUCGUAGCUGUUCCGGAUGCUAUGGAAAUUGCCCGUUAGACACAGCUUCAAUAGGGGGAGCUGGAGUGAUGAGGAAAGGCAUUAGCACAGUCCCGCAAGGUACAGAAGAGAACAGGUAUCAGUGACAGUCUCUGGGCAGGAAGAGCAGGGCCUUGGUCUGAGGCAGGGAGAGCAGCAAGAGUUGGCCAUGCUUUAGCAAUUAAAACAGAAUACCCAUUUUGACAUUUGCCAGUUGGAUGCUGCCUAAUCUACAAUGGGCCAAGCUUGACUUUUUUGGCCUGCCUGAACUAACUCUGUGCUCAAUUACUUGACUGAAAAAGCCUUUUUAUUUGUGUUAUAUCAGUCAUGUGUCGAGGAUAAGGACUCUCCAGAGUACUUCACAGUUCUUUGUGGUCUGGGUCAGUACAGGCUGAGUGUCUAUACAUUGAAAUGGAAACACUCUGUCGACCUACAGACAGCAUUUCUGUGGGCUGAAGCUUCUCACUCACUCUGUGGGCUUUCUCUUCCACUCUGGAGCCAAAUCAGUCUCUGUCCUUGAUCAGUAAAUUACUGCCCUUCACACUCCCCACCGAGCACAGCUUUAUUAUGGACUCUUAGUCACUCUCUGCACUUUCACUGCCUCGUUUUGUUGACUGGUCUUUCCCUCUUUUUGUCAACCUUUUUCUCACAAAUUUCCUCUCCUUUCCAGCUUUUUUCUGCAGCCUUUUAAACCCUCCUUCUUCAGUUUUCAUGGGUACCUUUUCUUUCUGUGUCUGUCUCAUUCCACUUACUAUUUGUCACCCUCUUCAGUUUCUGUCGUUUUCUUUUUCAAAGAGCUAAAUAUAGGUAGACAAAAUAAAGCUCGACUCCCUCGACUCUAAAGUCACUUCAUCAGAAAUACAAACAGCUGUUAAUUGGUGAGUCAGAUAAGGUUGAAAGCUAAUUAGCAGCAUUUAUCAGCUGUAAAAAGGUUCAUGUAAUUAGCACUUUGAUAUGUGAGGUCUCUUUGACGCAGCACUAAGUGAAUCCCCGAGCUGCAGAGGUCAAAUAUCUGUACCCGUGUCAGUCCAAAUAGUAUUUACGGUGUCACAGGGAUCAGCCUGGAAAGUCACUUCUUUUUCAGUGAAUCAGCCAAACAAUUGGGAACCAUUUAGCAGUUACAGCUCUUCCAAUGUGAGAACUUGUUGCCUUUCCUAGUCUGGCUAAACUCUCAGAAAUGAUUAGCUUUGAAUAGACUGUACGCUCUGCCUCCCCCUAUUGCUUCAGUUUCAUGAGCAAAGAAAAGAAACAGGGGUAAGGGUCUGUAUUUGGACAUGAAAAAGAGGGCAGAGAGGGCAACAUUUGUGUAAUCUGGUCAUGCUGCCAAAUGAAGAAGUAUAUAAAAGCUCCAUGUGUUCAGAAAUGGGGAAAAAACUUGUUUGCGAAGAUUUUUGAAGUCCUCUGUUUCCAUUUUUUCUUCUACUUCAGGAACUUUUUGUCCCACCGUGUCCUGUCUUCAUGACUCCACCUCCCUCAGCUCCCCACGACCCAGUCAGAGCAGUAACGAGCUGCAGGUCCAAUCAAACGGCCGAUUAAAUCCCAUUCAGAGAGCAGCUUUAUAAUCUCAGUGCAGCCGAUGUUAUCUGGGUCAAAGUGCUCCAGGCUCCCUCACAGCAUACAGAUCUGAGUUCUUCUACUUUACCUUCGUCCACAUCCUGAUUCUCUUCAGUACAAAAGGACUGAGACGGAAAAUCCCCGCAGUGGUAAUUAACAGGGUUCAGUGAAGGUAUCAGAGGUUGUCUUUGUGGGCAGUGUGUCUUUAAACUUUUCUAGAAGGAGUCCAGAGCCACGAGACAUCCAUCAGAUAAUUUCGACACUUUCACCGCACUGAUACAUCAUUUUUUAUUCCAGCCUGCAAACCACAGUGAUGAGAGUUUGAGUAAUGACAUUAAACUUUGAAGGACUACACAGAGAGACCAUCAGCUCUGAAAAUUCCCACUUUGACCCUGCCAAUUUUUAAUGCUAGAUUGUGUCGGAUGCCAGAACAUUUCACUGAGUCAUCCAUUCAAUCUGUCACUUUAAUUAACCCUCAUUUAUAUUCAGGUUAGGGCUGUAUCUUCAUUAAUUUUCAUGCUUACAGCAUCUUCUUUCACAGUAUUUGUAAUCCAGUAAAAUGUUUGUUCUCCUGUUUAAAUUUAACACUCCCAACUAAAGGUUCAUUUUUAGGCGUUCUUGAGCUCUUACAACCAAAUCACAUUUAGUCCUCAGUGGCAGAUUGUGUUUGGUUCGCAAGUCAAAAUAUCAUUGUUUUUUUAUUAUUUCAAUUUCAUGCUAACAGAAGGGGGAACGUCUGAGUUGCAUUUAAUGGCGUACACCAUAUGUUGUUAGUAUUUCUCUGAAAAAACAGUGUUAUUAACAGCAGAGUGGAGUCUGAUACAAUCUCAGGGCAUCUCUGAAGCAUUUAGGCUUAAUUUCCAGGGAACCAUACAUGUUGGAGCCAACCCUAACAGCAGUUCAUCCGUUAAUUGUUGAAUUAUCGUCGUGUUGUAUGGUGGGUUUGUUAAUUAAGCCUAAGUGCUAAUUAAGUGCUAGGGGCAUUCUUGUAGUCCAUCAGCUAUCAUCUGGGCCAGGUUUUUCCACUUCUGAAAGAAAUGCUAGGCUCAAGUCUUCAAGUUAGAUUUAAAAGGACCACAUCUAGUGAGAAAGUAUCUCACUAUGUAGCAGCUUUUGUUGUGACAUUAUUCAAUUUUUAGUCUGUCCUCCAGUUGUUUGAGUCCUUUCUUACAGGAAGGUCUUUUAGAGCAUCGUGGAGGGGAGGCAUGUCCAAACCAUAAUACUUACCAAUGGGAUGCCUCAAGGCUCAGUGUCAAGUCCCCUCCUUUUCUCAAUAAAUACCACCUCACUUGGUGCAAAUAUCUGCUCUCGUGGUUUUUCAUAUCACUGCUAUGUAGAUGAUACCCAGCUCUUCCUGUCACCAGAUGACAAGAUUGUUAAGCCCCAACUUUAUCGUGUGUCGCUGAUAUUUCUAAAUGGAUGAAGAAAUGCCACCUUCACCUCAAACUGUCCAAAACUUGUCAUCCGAGCCAGUCCCUCCAUUUUACCACAGAUCGAGAUCCAGCUUGUAUCAAAUGAACUAAUGCCAAUGAAGUCAUAGGGAUGUCAUGACGGAUGACCAACUAAUCUUCAGGUUCAUGUGGCUUUGAUUGUUCAGUCAUGCCAAUUCGCCCUCUGUAACAUUAGGAUCAGAUCCUAUCUGACAGAGCACACAGCACAGCUCCUGGUACAAGCUCUCCUAAUAUCACUCAUUGACUACUGGAACUCCUAACUGGCAGGCCUACCUGUACACAGUCAAACCUCUGCAAAUGGUCCAGAAUUAAAGCAGCUGGUCUGGUUUUUAACCAGCUCAAAACAGCCGGUCACUCUACUGCUCAAAUCUGUGCACUGGCUUUCAGUAUCAGCCCACAUCAAAUGCAGUAUAAAGCCCUACUAUGUGCUCACAAAAUCAGCUCCUGUCUACCUGCACUCCUUCCUGCUCACUACACUCGACCAAUGAAAGGCGCCUGGUCCUCCCAUUUCAACAAAACCUCAGGUCAAUGACCAGACUCCUCUCCCCUGUAGUCCACAAUGGUCGAAUGAGUUACCCAACCCAUUUUGAUCGAACCAGUCCUUUCUACUUCCAAGACACUUUUAAUUUCUUAAUUAUCCAUCUAUCUGCUGCUAAUGAUGGUGGUUCCAUGCUGAUGAUAUAUUGUGGAGUUGGUGGGGUGAUGAUGAUACUAUGUUAUUAACACACCCUGGACACACACCCUCUUAGCAGAACUCUAUCCACUCACACUUGAGGCAGUUUGUGUGUCAAGUUAUUUCCUUCCAUCUAUAUCUUUGCUUCAGUUGAACUUUCUUUCUGAUGUAGAUGCGGAUCACUUUGGACAAAAGCACCUUCUACUUUAAACUGUAACAUUAAAACUAGUGUUGUCAAGUGAUUAAAAUAUUUAAUCAGGUUAAUCACAGGGUUGUUGUGGAUUAAUUUCGAUUAAUCGCAAUUAAAUCUGUAUGAAUUCCCAACUACAUGCCUUGUGUUCAUGUGGUGUUUCACGAUAGAAGAACUUAAUGUUGGCCGACGGUUCCAUCAUGGUUUUUCUCUGUACUCCAAUUUUUUAUCGAUAAAGCGAACAUGCUGUUUACCGUCUUCCAUAUUGCAGCCUGUCACUACCGGAUAAACUGCCAAUUUGCUCAUGCAAGAUGUUUCAGGAAUUUUGUGUCAUUCUGCACUGCAGGUGGGUUAAUUGAGUAAAAAAAUUUAAUCAGAUUCAUCACGAUGAUGGAUUAAUAUGCGUUAACGCGUCAAUUUUGACAGCCCCAAUUAAACAUAUGUACGUGUAACUGGACAUAAAUUCACAGAACCUUAAACUCUGAGGACUGAGAACAGCAGCUGUGAUCAUGUUGCUCCCUACAAACAGAUAAUUGUGUUCACUCCUAAUGAACUCUUUCUCCGGGUGGCUAAUUAUUACCUUCUGAGGGCACAUUUGUAGGGCAUGAGCCUCUGUGUAACAGGUGCAGCCUCCUGCAGAUUUUCACCGACUCUACUGCAUCCUGUUGCCAAGCUUCAAAGCCAGAACUUCUGAGCACGCUCACUUUGAAACUCGUUUACAAAAAUAACCUUCCCUUCAACCUCCGCCUCACCUGAGCCUCCACAUCCCACCUUUAGCAUCUUUUUUUUGCACACUUGAGGGAGUGAUGUCAGCCAUGAAGUUGAAUUUGACUUUGCGCUUUGGCCUGAAAGUGAAAAGCUGUCCUGUAGCUGGCAUGGACUGAGCUGGUAGUUUAUCAGCAUUAUUAAAAGGCAGCGGCAAACGGCAUCACUGUCAGCCUUCGGCCCGUCGGAUCCCCGAGGAGCGCUAACAAGCGAGCAGACAGCUCCAUCAGUCUGUCCUGCUGUUUCAUCCUCUCAUUUAGAAAAGGACACAUGCAGAUGGGCCAAACAUCACUUCAUCUAACGUCAUUAUCUCUGAACCAGUCUGUCCUGUUUUAUUUGACUUCUCUUCUUCUGGUUCAACUUUUUGUCCUCUGUCCAACGCAACAAUGAGGAUGAACAUGAUGCCACCAUCGGAGAAGCCCCCUCCAUACAUUGAGCCUACUUUAGACUGGACGUGUCUUUAUCAUGAGUCAAAGGGAAACAACAGUCCAAAGACAGUCCUGUUUUAUUUUGUAGUAGUCACUCCUUGUUGUGUCUAGUCUAAUUUUACUUACCGUGUUUUUCCUCCUCAGUGAUUGUCUGCACUUGUGUCCCAGAGUCUCACCUGCGUCUUGUUACUUGUUACCCUGUCUAUUUAGUCCCAGUGUAGCCUUCCCUCUUUGCUGGUUCAUUGUGUCAAUUUGUGUUUGUUCAUGUAACCCUGCCUGAUCUCCUUGUGGUUUUCCCCAGUGCCUUUGAUUCCUUGGAUUUUCUUCUCCAGUUGUCUUUGGAUUUGGAUUUUUUUUCAGUUGGGCAUUUUCUUUCCAAGAAAGUUUUAGUUGUUCCUAGUUUACUCCUUUAUUUAAUAAAUUAUUUGGAGCUCUGCACACUUGUGUUUUUGUUAAAGGUAUGGUUGACGAUCUGAGAAGCAGUUGAAAAAAACUGAGCCGUUGAGGCAGAUUUGAAAAAAGCAUCCCACCCCCCACACACAAACCUCUCCCCUCUGUGCUCCACAAUAACUCCCCCCUAAACCUGUAUCGCCCUCCCGCGACACACCCCCUUUGGCAGAGCAAGUAGCCGGCCGGCAGAAGAUCCUACGCUAGCUUCAAAUAGGAUUCAUCAUGUCCGAUUGCUAGUGACUAGCAGCAGUAAACGCCAGCUCUGCUAGUGAGCACCGUCUGCAGCUGCUUGGACAGCUACCGUGUUGACAUGGCAGAGACUAAUGAGAGUUAUUUAUGUAACAUGUGCCACGAUAAAAGGAAAAAAUUACCUGUUCAAUAAAAACUCUGUUGUCUCGGCAUCUGUUUUCAGGCCCAAAUCCUGGUGGAGCUUUCUCCAUCGCUCGAAGGAUGACCUGAGUUAGAUUCCUAGCUUUGUCACAUUUCCUCUUCGACUCUGCCCUUUCUUCGGUCGGUUUGCGUUUUCUUAGCACUUUUGGCGGUGGGGCAAGCAGAAGUGUUUCUUUUUUUUUUUUCGUCCUUCUCCAUCGCAGCUCUCGUAGCUAAGCUGCUACGCUACUUUUAGCCGCUCAGCGCUCCGAAGAGCGCCAGGAGAGUGGGAGGGGACGAGUCAGAACUACAGGAGAGAGGUGUGUCAAAUACAGCGAGGUGAUUGGAUGGAGAUGCGGAGCAGGAGAUUGACCAGUAGGAGCUGUCUGGGACGGAUGGCUCCCAUUGGUUAACAUUUUUGCAGCCCUGCACCUGCUAGAGUGAACGGAUUUUUUCCAUUCCUUUUUCUCUUCACUUUGUGGAGAUUGCACUAUAGGACCAUGAUAGGACCAUAUAAACGAGGUUCGUAAGAAUUACCAAUCUCUCCAAUGGUUAAUCAUGCCUUUAAUACCUAACAACAUAGAGGUUUUGACGUGGAGCUGUUUAAGUGAACAGCAGCAAAAAUAGCAAAGGUUGAAUAUCAGUGAUUAGUUUGUCAUUGCUUGUCUUUGUCAUAUCAAUAAAGGUCUCUACAGUUUUUUUGACAGUGUCACAUCACUGGUCUUAUUGCAGGUGUUAGCACUUUUUCAGCUGACCUCAGACUCUGAACUGAGGCAGUAUGACUUGCCGCACCGUGGUGAGGUUUCUAAAGCAGGUUGCGUGUCAGGAGACCGGCAGUCCCUGCUCAGUGUCAGGUUUUUAUGUUCCUGUCUCCUGCCCCUGUGGACAGGUAGUUUGUGUGUUUUCUCCACAGACGCUCCAUCACAGCUCCCACCAGGUUUUUGUUCCAGUUAUUGAUUUUUGCUGUCCAUUGAUUCCGUCUCAUGGCUUCAUAAAUUCUUUGGGCUUCUGACUGUUUGACAGGCUUGGGAUUAAAGUAAGAAUAUCCUGGACUCCUGGGCUCCUUUUAACUAACCUGACUGACAUAAAGCACCUCCACCUCCUGGAUGCUGUUUUAUGUGUUUGUCAAAGGGGACUGCUGGUAAUGGCUGUUUAGAAAGCUGAAGAUCUACACAAUCACACAUAGAGGUAAAUAAAUGCCCCACACAGCUGAGUGUAAAACUUCAGGCUGAGGGUAGUUUGAGGAGAUUUCUGCAUCACUGCAGCAGGAAACAGAUGAGAAUAAGUCAAAAUGCAGGAUAUGUUAUAGAGCUUUAAUAUGAGAGUGAGCGUUGGACCACAUAAAGUAUGAACCGGGCUCACUUUAAUCUACUUUGCAGUAAAAAUAAAGUACAAAUCAACGGUCAUGUUGUGGUUUGAACUACUUGUUUACUGCAUCUCUAGGGGUGUGCCAUCUUAGGUACCUCAUGAUUCGAUUCAAUUACAAUUGAGGGUGCAACGAUUCAAUGGUUAAAUGAUUGUAACAACUUUUUCAAUUAUCAUGACUAUCACAAUUAUUUAAGUAACUAUUAUUAUGAUUAUUGUGAUUAUCACGAUUAUUGAUGCAUCUUUUUCGCCAUACAAGAUUUCUUUUGAACAAGUUAAAUUUGUCAGCAUCCAUUCAACAAAAUAACCAAAUCCACCUCUCUCUCUCGGUCGUCCUCAGACAAGCUUCCAUCACAGUCUCCAGUCCUCCCGAUUCUCCAUACACCCGGCCAGCUCCAUAGAGCUUUUAGCUCCCGCAUCGUUCUUCAGGACGUCUACAUACGUUAGCGCUGAACGUCUUCACGAACAGUGCCUGUGUGUUGGUUCCCAUAGGACCAGCCUGCUGGCCGGGAGCUCCUGAUGUCUAUGGCAGUGUCCGGCACGCCUCAUCCUCCUAGAUACUACCUUCUUGCUGAGCCUUGGCAGCUGCCCUUACAGGUCCUUGUUGGUAAUGUGGAUGUUCUGGUCCACAUUCAGAACAGCUCGUAGUAUUCUGGUGUAGCACCCAUCCAGGGACUUCGGCAGGGUGGGUGUCAGGGUCCAGCUUUCAAAGCCAUUCAUGAGGACGGACUCCACAGUGGCGUGAAAUAGGUUCAGCUUUAUGUGUCUCGAGAGAUUCAAGCACCACAGUCUUGACAUACCGUUCAGGGCCUUCCAGGCAAGUGCCUUCCUGACUUUAAGGUCCUGUUCAGUGGAGUUCACCCAGGAACCCAAGUAUCUGAAGUCAUUGACCUCUUGCAGAGCGUUGCCAUCUGAGGUUGUAAUCGGCGGAUGGUCCACAGAGUUAUAGGUGUUUAUCAUGUUUAUUUUUCGUAGACCAAUGAUCAAAUACUUUUUCACAACAAAAAGCUCCUUUUAUCACAUAAAGCACUAUAACCAUUAUCUUGUUCAGCCUUAUUCUGAUGUAACAUAAAGAAGAAUAACAACUUCACCUCAGUGGUAACGACUUCUAAACAAAGUAUAGCAUCAAACAACAAUAUAACAUUUUGCUAUCCACAACCAAAAGCAGCUUAAAAUCUAAAUAGGUGGCAGAUGAACAGGAUUAGAAUGCAAUGAAUUCAAUCUUUCACAUAAAAUGAAGUAGAAGAAAAAUAACUUUAUUGAUCCCUAAAGUGAAAUUCCACCUCACACUGGAUUUCAAACUUAAAGCCUGAACUUACGCUCAUUGACAGCAACCAGCCAGUUAGCUGCCACUAUGUUGGCUAACAGUAUGUUAUGAGUCUGUCCCUCAAAACUGUCAGGGCGGCUUUUUUGGUUCCGGCCAACUUCUGGGUGCUGGAAUAACCGAUUCUGAAUAUUUGCUUUAAUCAUCAAUCGUCACGUGUCGCAUCGCAAUGUAUCGAAGAAUUGAUGUAUUGGUCCGAUACUUGCUGAUGCUAGCUGAUAAAAUACAUUCAGACGGUUCCACCCAGUGAAGUCAAAACAUUCUUUGUCUGAAUCCUUUGUAGCGCGUUGGCUGUUACAUGAUGUUCACACACUAACUGGUAUAUGUUGAAGUGUUUCAUAGAUGUUAAGUUUGUGAAAGUUUGAUAGAUAAGGAAGUUUGCAAUCUUAAGAAGACUAUCCCACGAUAUGUUAGGCUAAUGCUUGCUUAUCUGUGGUGAACGUUACCGUUAGUGUUCAUAUUUGAUUGUUACGCAACUGAGCACAAAGUAAAAACACGUCAUUUUACUGAUCAAGACAAAAGUCAAAUCUGAGUUUUACUCUUAUUUAUGUAUUGAAUUUCUUUUGGUUUCUGACUUAAACUUAAAAAACAACAUUUAAAUUCAACAUUUCAUGCAGAAGAAAAAAGAAAUACACAUUUUUCAUUAUUUUCUGACAUUUACAGAUUGGAUAAUCAGUGAUUGGACAGCACAUAGAUGAAUCUCUGGACGUCACUGUAAUAAGUCAGUCACAGUCCGCAGCUCCACUGGCUCAUAUCUCAGCGCUGCUGGGACCUGGGAACAGAAAUCUUUCCACUAUGUCUUGAGUUUUGGUUUCUUUUCUGCUGUAAAACAAGCAAGUCUGCAUACUAAUCAAAAGCGCAGGCAGCAAAUGGAUUUUGCACUGUUUAAUUCACAUUCUGAAUCGGGUAAAUCCUUCAUGAAAUAAGACUUAAUUCCCUCAGUUGCAGCUUCAUUUAAUUUCAUGUUUCUCCCAGUUUGUUGGUUUUUAAAGGAUCAGCCGACCUCUCCAAGCGGUGAAAUGUGCUGCAGAGACAGUACGUCUCAACAUCUAGCAUGUGUGCAUGGAUAGAGAGAUAGAUAAUUAUCAUUUUAAUGAUGAUCUGCAGAUUCACGUCACACUGCAGUCCACCCUCCACGUGUUGGCUCUCAUGAAAUCUGUCCUUUCCAUCUUGUUGACAGCCUCCGCAGCAGAAAGUGUGAAUAUAUGAGACCCCAGAGUCAGGCUGCCUGCUGGGACUUCCUAAUGAUAGCCUUAAUGGCAACAAAAUGCAUAUAUAUAUGGAGAGUAAAUGUGCUGUAUGUUCCCUUCAUUACCAAGUAAAACUUAAGUUUGUAGCAUUGAUUGAGUUCUGUUUUUCCAGACUGAAAAUUGAAACCAAUGGAAAAGUGCCUGCUGGACAUAAAAAGUGCACACUUUUUGUGGCCAGCAGGGGGCGACCGCUCUUUUGUGGUAGUCAGUUCAGUUAGAUAUAAGCCCAAGAGAAAACCCUGCACAACAGUGGUUAACUUUUUCUUGCACAGUGACACUUUAUAUACGGUGACCAUACGUCCUCUUUUACUCGGACAUGUCCUCUUUUUUCAGGGCUGUCCAGGUUUGUCCAGGGAAGUUUAUAAAAUCCUUCGGUUUUGUACGUAAGUUUCGAUUUCGUGUCACGUGGACUUACUGAGUUAGAAGCGCGUAAGACACUCGAUCCGACCCGCAACAAAAAAGCUGGUAGUCGUGUCCUCUUUUCGAGAAGUCAGAAUAUGGUCACCCUACUUUAGAGCUAGUUCAGGCCAACAUUUAUAAAGUUGUUUGCUGACUCGCUUUGGGUGAAACAGAUAAUCUGACUUUCUCGCUUACUUUCCUCCAAACCAGCUUCUUUUAUUUCUUUUUCCAUUAAAAACAAAACAAAAAAAGUCGUCUCGUAAAGUUGUGUGGGUUCUGUCAGGUACUUCCUCCCACAGUCACAGUUGGUCACUCUAAAUUGCCUGUAGAUGUGGGUGUGUGCAUGAACGGUUGUCAGUCUCAGAGUGCCAGCCCUGUGAUGGACUGGGGACAUGCCCAGAGUGUACCCUGCCUCUCACCCAAUGGCAGCCAUGAUUGACUUCAGCCCCUCCCCAACCACAAGGGGAAAAAUGGUAAAGAUGAUGGAUGAAUGGAUAGUCCAUCUUUUUUGACCUCUCCGCGCAGUUAUUGCAGCAUGAACAACUUACAUACAUCUGAUUUCACAGAGCGACACCUUUCCAUCCUGGUUUGGUAAACGUGCGCCAGAUGAAGUCAGUCCGCUGGGAUUUCUGAACCAUGCUUUAUCGAAACAGCCCCCCAGCUCUCUAACUUUCCGGAGGCCUAAAGUCUCAGAAGCUGUGAAGUUAACACUGGCUGACACUCUGUGCAAAGAGGCUGAAAAAUGUUAUUGAUUACAGAUUUAAGUCAUUAAUCAUGAUGGUGUCAGCAGAAGAACUUGAAGUGGAGCUAAAAUAAAGUUUCCAAGAGUCUUAACUGAAACGGUGAAUAGUGAGAUUUAAGGAAAGUGGUGUUGAGCCUCUGCAGAACAAAGAGCAGAGUGACCCAGCACUGAUGGGGUGGAAGUGGUGUGCGUUAGUGUGUGUUAGUGUGAAGGUGUUUGUGAGGGGUUAAGGGGUGCUGUUGUCACAUCCUGUCAGCUCUCUGAAAGCCCAACCCUGGAGGAAUACCUGACAGCCAUCUGGCGGUUGUUUUUUCCCUGUGACAUAUCUCAAACGCGCGCACACACAAACUUUCACAUUCGAUAAAACAACACACACACACACACACACACACACACACACACACACACACACACACAUUCAAGAUUCAGCCUGGAAGGGAUCCAGCCGCUCCUGUUUAUGUGAAUAAUUAACAUUUGGUUUGUAAUGUCGGCGUGUCGGAGGAACCCGACUCCAGCGUGCUCUGAAAACAAUCACACCUUGCUCCUCAUACAUCAGUGUUGUCAUCUUUUGUUAAAGAGCCUCUGCAGGUAUUUGCAGCAGGUUGCAUCAUCUAUCAAUCCAUCCUCUCUGAAGGAUUGCUCCACUGUUUGUUGGUGUAACACUUCACCCUCUCUCACUCUCUUUCUCUCUCUCUCCUCUCUCUCUUUUGAGGUCUCCUUUAAUUUCUGAAUCUUGGCUGCAGUUUCUCCCAGCAGAGAUGUUAUUUGUGCUGCUUGACCUCCAGGAUGAUGUAGGAAGUUAUGACAUGUUCAACAUGUGAGGAUUUAGAGCUGCUGUGUGGAGGCUGACGCUCAGAGUUAUGCCCAGGAUGGCAGGAGGCCAACAUCCAGUUAGUCAACACCGGGGAGAGGAUGGAGGCUGUUCUGUUGCAGGAAGGAGACCUUUGGGGGUUUGUUAAUCCAGGGACUCCUGAGUCAGCGGGUUGACAAAUACAGGCUGCAAAUGAAAGGAGACAAGCUGACAUGCAUGUAGAGGCUCUUCAAACAAUACACUCGUCGUAAAAAAUCUGAUUGGAUCCUGUAGGAGUGGGCUGAGAGGAACAGCCCGAUAAAUGAAACUUAGACUACAUUUACAUGUGUCCAGGUAUCAAAUGUCCGUCUAUUACCAUAAAUGGACAUUUCACCCUCUCCAUUUACAAAAAAAAAAAACUGCGUGCACACCACUACGUUUUCAGAAAAGUUGUCGUUUACACUAACCUGUCUAUAUAUGCCUUCAAGAGCAUGCUAAACCUGAAGAGAAGCUCAAGCCCAUGUUAGCCAAUCAGAAUCCUGCAUAGCUGCAGCAACAACAACGUCACUUCCUUCUUUCCAGCACACAAUCUGACGUCAGCUACCCAAAUUUCUGUUUUUCUCUGUUUACAUGCAAAUGUGGAAACAGAGUUUUUCAAAAUCUCCACUCUGGCCGGAGUUUUUAGAAAGCAUCGUUUUCAGAGGCGAAUCUCGUUUGCAUCUAAACGAAGGGUGCAAACGAUGGUUAAUGUUUCCGUUUUUAAAAAUAACCGGGUACGUAUAGACGGGGCCUUAGUCUGGUUCCAGUAGUUGAAGCUGCAGAACAUGAGACUGGAAUGGAAAGUAAAACAGAAAUAUUCCAAAUAAGCUUUUAACAUAUUGAAGUGGUUCUUCUCAAAGACAGCGUACCUCAUGGCUCUGUAGUUUCGCAACCCAAACCACCGUUCUCCAGAACCCCAGUAUCAAACUGACUUUGCAGAGUAACUGAGGUGCUGGCAGAUAAAACCCUGACAAAUAUUCAAAUAUUGACGCUUAUAAAGCUCACCUAACAUUGUCCAAUCACAGCAAAGCAUUCUUGUGCUGUGUUCCAAUUGUACUCGGAAGUCGAGAUUUCCGAGCUCCGAGUCAGAUAUUCAUCUUAAGUCGGACAAUCCUCACCAACCCCGACUUGAGGACAACGUCAUAUUCCGAGAUGGCAGCGCAGUGCAUCAACAGUAAAGAAUAACGGUGAAAGCUCUCGUAAUAUAUUAUUUAUUAGUACUUCUGUUUUGUUUUUGUGAAAUUGAAUAAGUGGUUUAUGUUGUACUGCCCAACAUCUAACUGUGAACACAGUGCUAUGAUGUUUGUAAGAGUAAAAUACUGUGUUAUGCGUUGUUUACAACUGGUAUCGCUGACAACAGCUGACAACCGCUAUCGACAGCUGAUAAUUGUAAACAACAGGUAACUGUAGGCAUCCAUCUUGGUUUUCUGACUUGUUCACUGGAACGCCGUCAACUCGGGUGUAACGUCAUUCCCAGCUCCGACAUCCAACGUCCGAGGUAACUGGAACGCAGCAUUAGCAGCUGGACAAAUACAGUAAGGGCCUGUGCACACUAACCGCGUUUAUUUUGCACUGGCAUAAGCAGAUUAUUAGAUGUGAGUACAGAUGAAUUAAGUGUCUCUGUUGUUGAUGUUUGGUUUUAGGGUCAGGAGAACUCCGGGCUCGACCUGUUUCCAGUGGACCAGUACCAAAACUCCUACUUUCUGUUCUCCACCGUGGAGCAGCUCCUGCAGACGUCAAAUGUACCACAUCGGGUGGAGGUGGGGUUGGAUCAGUCGGGCUUUCUGAGCCACUUGGAACAGCGUGUCUUUCUGUUAUCCAGAGAGUUUCCUUUGUUCUCCAUUUACAUGUGGGGGAUAGGAGGCCUCCUCACUCCCUCAGACAAAUAAGUUCAACAGUCACAGAGACACCGUUCAGAUUUUUUUCAUCCACUCAGGCAUAUAACCAGCAUCUGUAUUUAUCAACACUGUGGCUGCAGGAGCUUAAAAAGAAAAAAAACGGAAUCACCACAUUUACAAACUUACUACAUUUUUAAAAGGAGAGUGAGUCUUUGUACCUGGUUUUACCUACUGUGAAGAAAUAUCUCAGAAUGACCCAAUAAACUAUCCGUGGCACUCCAGCACCUGGUUUAUCUUCUUCCUUUAUUGUCUAAAAGUCUAAAGUCUCAGAGAUACAGUUUUAAAGUGGCCAGAGGCAGUUUUUAUUAUUUACAGUAUAAUUCAAUCAAUUAAUCUUAUUUAUCGAGAGCCAAUUCACAACAACUCAACAAACUCACCCUAACUCUAACUCUA
Xyrichtys novacula (pearly razorfish) is the source of this 67763-nucleotide messenger RNA. NCBI's taxonomy places the organism in Eukaryota, Metazoa, Chordata, Actinopteri, Labriformes, Labridae. The record is from the annotation of a GenBank genome assembly.